Molecule: messenger RNA, 64363 nt
Organism: Coregonus sp. 'balchen'
Lineage: Eukaryota; Metazoa; Chordata; Actinopteri; Salmoniformes; Salmonidae
Source: the annotation of a GenBank genome assembly
AUGAGCAGCUAUGCCGCUUCAGGCCGCUUGUCCCGCUCUCUGGUUGGUAGCCUAUUUGAUUAAACCGCAGCAUUUUUUACAAGCCGUGUACUCGGUUCCUUCUUUGUCAAAGACAACUCCAUCAAAUGUAGCUAAAACGUCACUCUUUCCUUGGCUCUAAUGUUAAUGUUAGUGAUGAGUCCUUGGCUGCAACAAGACGUUGCAAUUCCUCUAUUGAAGGCUUCAUCGUUUAGCCUACUGACGUAGGUUGGCAUCUGAGGUAGCAUAGUGACUGGCUACAAGUGGAGCGAGGCGUGAGAGUGAGCUGACAUAAGAGGGAGGGGGAAAUGACCUUUUUUUUUUUUUUUACAGAUUUGUAUUAUGUAAACUAUAUUAGGCCUAGCCUACACCGUGGUUUUUCAACGUGGCACCGUCAUUGGAUGCCACCUUUCCAACAAGUCAGUUUGUAAAAUGUCUGCCCUGCUAGAGCAGCCCCGGUCAACUGUAAGUGGUGUUAUUGUGAAGUGGAAACGUCUAGGAGCAACAACGGCUCAGCCACAAAGUGGUAGGCCACACAAACUCACAGAACGGGACCGCCAAGUGCUGAAGCGCGUACCACAUUGAAAUCGUCUGUCCUCGGUAGCAACACUCACUACCAAGUUCCAAACUGCCUCUGGAAGCAAUGUCAACACAAUAACUGUUCGUCGGGAGCUUUAUGAAAUGGGUUUUCAUGGCUGAGCAGCCGCACACAAGCCUAAGAUCACCAUGCGCAAUGCCAAGCGUCGGCUGGAGUGGUGUAAAGUUUGCCGCCAUUGGACUCUAGAGCAGUGGAAACACGUUCGCUGGAGUGAUGAAUCGCGCUUCACCAACUGGCAGUCCGACGGAUGAAUCUGGAUUUGGCGGAUGCCAGGAGAACACUACCUGCCCUAAUGCAUAGUGCAAACUGGUAAGUUUGAUGGAGGAGGAAUAAUGGUCUGGGGCUGUUUUUCAUGGUUCGGUCUAGGCCCCUUAGUUCCAGUGAAGGGAAAUAUUUAAGCUACAGCAUACAAUGACAUUCUAGACGAUUCUGUGCUUCCAACUUUGUGGCAACAGUUUGGGGAAAGCACUUUCCUGUUUCAGCAUGACAAUGCCCCAUGCACAAAGAGAGAUCCAUACAGAAAUGGUUUGUUGAGAUUGGUGUGGAAGAACUUGACUGGCCUGCACAGAGCCCUGACCUCAACCCCAUCGAACACCUUUGGGAUGAAUUGGAACGCCGACUGCGAGCCAGGCCUAAUCACCCAACAUCAGUGCCCGACCUCACUAAUGCUCUUGUGGCUGAAUGGAAGCAAGUUCCCACAGCAAUGUUUCAACAUCUAGUGGAAAGCCUUCCCAGAAGAGUGGAGGCUGCAAUAGCAACAAAGGGGGACCAACUCAUUAUUAAUGGCCAUAAUUUUGGAAUGAGAUGUUCGACGAGCAGGUUUCCACAUACUUUUGGUAACGUAGUGUAUCUACCUCUGUCGAACCAUUAUCUCUGCACAUUGUAAAUAUGGUAUUGGAACUGACCCUGAACUGACCCUGUAUACAGCUUACUUACUUUAUCGUGUUCUUCUUAUUUUUAUAGCUUGUGUGUUUUUAUUCUACCUUGUUAUUUUUAGGAUUACAUUGUAAUUGAUUACUGCAUUGUUGGGGUAGGAGCUUGCAAGAAAGGCAUUUCACUGUACUUGUGCAUGUGACCUUAAAACUUGAAACUAGAUAGAGGGGAGUGCUGGAGAGAGAGAGAGAGGGGGGAGGGUGAGAGAGAGAGAGAGUGAAGAGAGAGAAGUCCUUCGCAGCAAUGUUCCAACAUCUAGUGGAAAGCCUUCCCAGAAGAGUGAAGGUUGUUAUAGCAGCAAAGGGGGGACCGACUCCAUAUUAAUGCCCAUGAUUUUGGAAUGAGAUGUUCGACGAGCCAUGUAGUGUAUUUCCACCCCAAAAACUCAGUUUAUAACUAUUCCUGUACUGCCUGUUCCUGUGGACUGUUGAUCCUGUCCCGUCCUGUCCCGAACUUGACUAGAACUUGACUCCCAUUCCUGCCAGAAUCCCACGGGACCCGCAAGAGUCCUGUUCCGUGUCAAGCUCUAAGUCACACACCACUCCCAUUCAGCACUUCUUCCCCUUCCUGUCUGAUGUUGUAUUUGACAUCCAUCAGUCGUUGUAUGUAGCCAGUUAGUCAAUGAUUCCUUAGGGCUCUCAAAGCUCACCCAAUCAAUUAGCAUUAUUUUCCCUGGCAUCUCACUGGGUAUUUUAUGGGCACGGCUUUGAGUCUGCCCUCUCUCUGGAGCCAUUCGUUGUGCAGCCGUCCUGUACUGCAGCCCAGAGCCACCUGUUCGCUAGUUCAAAUCCUGAGCCGACUAGGUGAAACAUUUGCCGAUGUGCCCUUAAGCAAGGCAGUUAACCCUAAUUGCUCCUGUAAGUUGCUCUGGAUAAGAGUGUCUGCUAAAUGUCAAAAAUGUUAAUGUAAAAGUGUGUGUGUACUGUGUAAGGAAAAUUGUGUGUACUGUGAUAAGCAAUAGUUCUACAGUCCUCCAGCCUCCACCAGGCUCAUCAGCCCAGGACCAGUCUGCCCAUUCUGAUAAGAGGCAGCCUCACUCAGCCCAUCUUAUCUUGUGCCCAGUACCCAGCUCCUUCAUAAUGGUGAUGCAUUGCUCUCAAUGUGUCACUUGUUUAGGAGAUCAUGGACUGCCACUACAGCAGCAGACUAGUGUCUUUGGAAGAGCAGAUGUAAAAUUUCCAUUUUCAGUUUUGAAAGUAGAAAGGUUUACUUGCAGGGGGUGUUCAAGGUUUACUGAAUGCUAGGAGUUUCUUCUCAAAUUCUUCCUCAAUAAGUUGUUAUAGCUGAAAUGAAAAAGCUCAAUAUUUUGGUAGCAGUGUGUUAACUGUGUGCUGCGCUUGUUGGUUUUAGGAGUAGUGUAAAGAGAUUAAGCUCACAGUUCCUGCAGAGGAUGGAAAAUAAAACAUAGCGAGGCCUCACUCUGUGAGAGCUGAAUGAAAGAUAGGCCUGUAUGUUCACGGUAAUUGUUAAGAAUGCAUGGACAGAGAGCCCCACAUGUGGCACGACUCCGUUCAGCUUUGUUCAGUCUUUAAACACACGAAGAAGCUGCCAUAUAUAUGGAGCUUGUUGUUGUAAUUUAGUAAGGUAGAAACCCCUUUCUUUUCCCAUUAGCUGACUCCAUGACCCCCUCUUUGUCUCUGUAGCCAGUUCAAUCAGCAUGAAACGAUUCAAGUCUGUUUCCUGGAUAAGGGUUGUGGUUCAUGCAGUGGGAUAUGCUUGCAGAGAGAAGGGGGUGGAGGGGGGUUUGUAUGCCUGGCUGCCAGUCCGGUAUGUUACACUCACUGAGGCUUUGUGUCGGUAAUGACCGCCCUGGUUUACUAGAGCCAUGCUUUUGUCUCAGAAACAGAAACUACCCCCAUGGUUCUCAUUAGCUCAGGGGCGGCCCCCGGUUCAGUUCAGCUGCGGUCCGCACGUUAAAUGACUGUGACCAGAGGUGUUUUGGCGGGAAAUGUGAGAAGUCAGCAGCAAUACAGAGGGACAUACAGAGUUUCUGUAUAAAGAGAGAUACUGUAUAAAAAAGAGAGAGAGAUUAAACCUUUGUGAGUGCAAUGUUUACUGUUAAUUUCGAAUAGUUUUUUGUUUAAAAAAAAUCUCAGUUUUGUUUGUUUAUUUCACUUGCUUUGGCAAUGUAAAAUACACUAUAUGUACAAAAGUAUAUGGACACCCCUUCAAAUUAGUGGAUUUGGCUAUUUCAGCCACACCCGUUGCUGACAGGUGUAUAAAAUCGAGCACACAGCCAUGCAAUCUCCAUAGACAAACAACGGCAGUAGAAUGGCCUUACUGAAGAGCUCAGUGACUUUCAACGUGGCACCAUCAUUGGAUGCCACCUUUCCAACAACUCAGUUUGUCAAAUUUCUGCCCUGCUAGAGCUGCCCCGGUCUACUGUAAGUGCUGUUAUUGUGAAGUGGAAACAUCUAGGAGCAACAACGACUCAGCCGCGAAGUGGUAGGCCACACAAGCUCACAGAACGGGACCGCCGAGCGCUUAGUGAAAAACAAUAACUGUUCGUUGGGAGCAUCAUGAAAUGGGUUUCCAUGGCCGAGCAGCCAUACACAAGCCUAAGAUCACCAUGCGCAAUGCCAAGCGUUGGCUGGAGUGGUGUAAAGCCCGCCGCCAUUGGACUCUGGAGCAAUGGAAACGCAUUCUCUGGAGUGAUGAAUCACGCUUCACCAUCUGGCAGUCCAAUCAACAAAUCUGGGUUUGGCGGAUGCCAGGAGAACGCUACCUGCCCUAAUGCAUAGUGCCAACUGUAAAGUUUGGUGGAGGAGUAGUAAUGGUCUGGGGCUGUUUUUCUUGGUUUGGGCUAGGCCCCAUAGUUCCAGUGAAGGGAAAUGUUAACGCUAUAGCAUACAAUGACAUUCUAGACGAUUCUUUGCUUUCAACUUUGUGGCAACAAUUUGUGGAAGGCCCUUUCCUGUUUCAGCAUGACAAUGCCCCCAUGCACAAAGCGAGGUCCAUACAGAAAUGGUUUGUCGAGAUCGGUGUGGAAGAACUUGACUGGCCUGCAAAGAGCCCUGACCUCAACCCUAUCAAACACCUUUGGGAUUAAUUGGACCUCUGACUGUGAGCCAGGCCUAAUCGCCCAACAUCAGUGCCCAACCUCACUAAUGCCAUUGUGGCUGAAUGGAAGCAAGUCCCCGCAGCAAUGUUCCAAAAUAUCAUGGAAAGCCUUCCCAGAAGAGUGGAGGCUGUUAUAGCAGCAAAGCGGGGACCAACUCCAUAUUAAUGCCCAUGAUUUUACAUUUACAUUUACAUCAUUUAGCAGACGCUCUUAUCCAGAGCGACUUACAAAUAGGUGCAUUCACCUUAUAGCCAGUGGGAUAACCACUUUACAAUGUUUUUUUUAAAGGGGGGGGGGGGGGGGGGGGGGGGUAGAAGGAUUACUUUAUCCUAUCCCAGGUAUUCCUUAAAGAGGUGGGGUUUCAAAUGUCUCCGGAAGGUGGUGAGUGACUCCGCUGUCCUGGCGUCGUGAGGGAGCUUGUUCCACCAUUGGGGUGCCAGAGCAGCGAACAGUUUUGACUGGGCUGAGCGGGAACUAUGCUUCCGCAGAGGUAGGGGAGCCAGCAGGCCAGAGGUGGAUGAACGCAGUGCAUUUUGGAAUGAGAUGUUCGACGAGCACGUGUCCACAUACUUCUGGUCAUGUAGUGUAUGUUUCCCAUGCCAAUAAAGCCCCUUUGAAUUGAAAAAUGGAGAUGGGGGAAAGGAGAAAGAUGUCCUCUCUUACCCAUAGACAGUAGCAGGCCAGGGGCCCUUGUGUAAAUGUGUCCUCUCCUAAGCCUGACAUACUGUCCCCAUUCCACUCUCUGAUCUUAAUUUUCUGCCCUCUCUCUCUCUCUCUUUCUCUCUCGCUCUCUCUUUCUCUCUCUAUCUGGCUAGCGACCAGCGCACCGUACUGAGCAUCAUGUGCUCACAGACAAUUUGAAAUUCAUUUGUUCUUCCAUUAAAGCGCAUAUUCAGCACGACUUUCUUAUUUUUGCCACCAUCCCCCUGCGAACAGAACAGCCACACCUCAGCAGCAUCACAUAGCAGAAAUACCUGUGUUUCAAGGGCACCUUGGUCUACAAUCUACACAUUCUACAGUCUAAACAGUCUACAGUCUAAACAUUCUACAGUCUAAACAGUCUACAGUCUAAACAGUCUACAGUCUAAACAGUCUACAGUCUAAACAGUCUAUAGUCUAAACAGUCUACAGUCUAAACAGUCUAUAGUCUAAACAGUCUACAGUCUAAACAGUCUACAGUCUAAACAGUCUAUAGUCUAAACAGUCUAUAGUCUAAACAGUCUACAGUCUAAACAGUAUACAGUCUAAACAGUCUACAGUCUAAACAUUCUAUAGUCUAAACAGUCUACAGUCUAAACAGUCUACAGUCUAAACAGUCUACAGACCAUCCCUAUUGUCAUUAUGUGACCGACUAGGGUGCAAACCUAAGUCUGCUGCCACCCCCAAGUAAAUGUCCAUCUGCUCAACUAAUGUGUGCGAUUGAACAAGUUGAGGAGACUAAACUGCUGGAUGUAACCCUAGAUAGCAAGCUGUCAUGGUCAAAACAUCUAGACUCAAUGGUUGCUAAAAUGGGAAGAGGUCUGUCCAUGGUAAGGCGUUACUCUGCUUUCUUAAUAUCUCAGUCAACCAGACAGGUCCUACAGGCCCUAGUUUUGUCACACCUGGACUACUAUCCAGUUGUGUGGUCAUGUGAGGCAAAGAGGGACAUAGGUAAAUUGCAGUUGGAUGUACAUGGCACAUAUUGCACUUAGAUGUACACGGAGGGCGAAUGUCAGUAACAUGCAUGUCAAUCUCUCCUGGCUCAAAGUUGAGGAGAAAAUGCCUGCAUCAGUUGGCACACAGUUCGGACACUCAUCGGUACAAUACAAGACAUGCAAUCUGAGGUCUCUUCACAGUCCCCAGGUCCAGAACAACGUCUGGGAAACACACAGUAUUAAAUAGAGCUAUGACUACAUGGAACUCUGCCACCCCAGGUAACUCAAGCUAGCAAUAAAACCAGAUAAAAUAACACCUUACAGCACAAUGGGGACAUGAAGAGACACAGUCAUUUUGAUAUAUUUUGCAUUGUAAUUUACACUGUAUUAUGUGUUGUAUCAUGUAGGUGGGUGGCCUUGCACGAGCCUUGGCUUGUGCGAGCCAGAACGGCUCAUAGGGCAGGAGCCAUCUCCUGUUUCUGAAGCGUGAGGCAGAGGCAGGAGAUGAUGUAGUAUUAUGUAGUGUUAUGUAUAUUAUAUUACGUCUUUUAUUUGUUGUUUUGUUUCUUGUUUGGACCUUGGCAACGGCUAAUUGGGGAUCCUUAAAAAAUACUAAAAACUGAAAGGGAGGUUUGCUGUACAGCCCUACACAUUCUCAGACUAUCUCUAUAGUUGUUGCGUGACUGACCAGGGUUCGAACCCAGGUCUUCUGGCACCACAAGACUGUGUUAGCGCGCUGAGCUAAAGCCUAGGUAUUAGCUUGGGGAGCUAACACAAGUCUUAAGGUUUAAGGUAACGCUACUCAUCAAACGAUUACAAUAUGUAAACACUUUCGGUCACUUCAGUAUAUUGUACUAUGUUUUGCCAAUUUUCUUUAUUGCACUGGAUAAAUGUGCUUGUCAUUUAGUAGGCCGGGUUUCUAUUUACACUGUAAUUAGCUGUAAUAGCAUAGCAGGCCUAGAUCUCAUUAUUAUACGCCUCAUAACAAGCAAAUCAUUUCAGCUGGAGAAGUGUUGGGGUUUAUCUUUUGGCAAUGCACUCAGCUUUACUAUAAGAUUAUAUUCUAAGAUUAAGAGAUUCAAAAUGAAAUAGCGGGGCAGAAGUAAUCUGUUCUAAUAAAAAGCUAUUAAACGUGAUGGAAUCAAUGAGACGUGUGUUAAAUAAAGAGCUUAAAUAAUGAGCUUCCAAGUUACUCUUGUUCACACUUGCUGGGUAUUACAUACAUGUCCCAAAUGGCACCCUAUUCCCUUGACUCGUUAAAAGUAGUGCACUACGUAGGGAAUAGGGUGCCAUCUGGGACAGAGCCACAGUGUUACGAAGAAGUGACUGGAUUUUCCCAAUGGGAUUUCCCAAUAACUGGAAUGUCUCAAGAUUGCUUGUUAAGUUUGGAGAAUACAAUAGAAAAACACGCACACACUCACAAACACAUGCGUGCACCCACACACUAAACAAAACACCAAGGGGAGAAAGACAAAAUGCCAAACGGAGUCUUUUGUUGAGCUGUCUUUUAACACAACCUGUCAGCAACCACAGAAGGCAGCCUCAAGUGUUUCCAUCUUUUGUUAAAAGUCAGAUUUAUAGUCAGACAGUGUCUCCUUCAGGAAUAUGCUUCCUGUAAGCCCAAACACAACCCAUACACAACACUGCCUAUUCUUUAUCCUCCUCGGUUUCCAUUGUGGGUUGUUGUUGUUGGAGCAGUGUGAUGUGUGUGUAAUUGUAGAUGUCAUUAUGGAUAACAGCAUGGAUUUAGUGGCUGCAAAUGAGGUGAUUGUCUGUGUCUGGUCAAAAGCAGGAAACGGUUAGCUGUCCACCUCUGUGCUGAUUACGCCAAAGCUCUCUGUGUGUUUGUGUGUGUGUGUUUGUGUGUGUGUGUGUACAGGUGAGGUGCUUUGAUGUGUCGUAAACAUUUGUUUUUGUUUGUUCUUUGAAGUCUUGUUUUUUUCUAAAUCCUUGACAGGUUUUUAUUUUCAUCAGCAGGCAGCACAGCUCUGAUGCUGUUCUGUUCUCAUUGGGAUGCAUGGGGGAUGUGUCAGAGCUUACUGUGUAGCAGAGAGUGUGUGUGUUUGUAUGUAGCUUGUCACACUCAAAUCUGUGUGCUCCCAGCUAUGAAUAACACUCUGCAGUGCUUCUUCCUGACCCCUGGCAAGCACAUAUUCUGCUGCUGUUGAAGAAGAAAAAACAUCCACUGAAUGGCUUGCUUAAUUAGACUGGACAUAGACUGCCUCCUAAAUUGCACAACUUUUGACCAGGGCCCAUAGGGAUCUAUGGCCUAUAGUCAGAUCAUUAGACCUUGGCCUUAGACCCAUAUAGUCUCUCUCUCUCUCUCUCUCUCUCUCUCUCUCUCUCUCUCUCUCACUCACUCACUCACUCACUCACUCACUCACUCACUCACUCACUCACUCACUCACUCACUCACUCACUCACUCACUCACUCACUCACUCACUCACUCACUCACUCACUCACUCACUCACUCACUCACUCACUCUCACACACAGUAGCCUCUUCUCUCAUGCCUCCCCGUACCAAUGUUAUGUUUCUCCACCCUGCCUCGUUCCUGUUUACAGACAGCCCCAUGUAGCCCUAGGUAACCAGGUUCCUAAUUGCAGACAGCCCCAUGUAGCCCUAACCCUGCCAGGUUGCUGUUUACAGACAGCCCCAUGUAGCCCUAACCCUGCCAGGUUGCUGUUUACAGACAGCCCCAUGUAGCCCUAGGUAACCAGGUUCCUAAUUGCAGACAGCCCCAUGUAGCCCUAACCCUGCCAGGUUGCUGUUUACAGACAGCCCCAUGUAGCCCUAACCCUGCCAGGUUGCUGUUUACAGACAGCCCCAUGUAGCCCUAACCCUGCCAGGUUCCUGUUUACAAACAGCCCCAUGUAGCCCUAACCCUGCCAGGUUCCUGUUUACAGACAGCCCCAUGUAGCCCUAGGUAACCAGGUUCCUAAUUGCAGACAGCCCCAUGUAGCCCUAACCCUGCCAGGUUGCUGUUUACAGACAGCCCCAUGUAGCCCUAACCCUGCCAGGUUCCUGUUUACAGACAGCCCCAUGUAGCCCUAACCCUGCCAGGUUCCUGUUUACAGACAGCCCCUUGUAGCCCUAACCCUGCCAGGUUCCUGUUUACAAACAGCCCCAUGUAGCCCUAACCCUGCCAGGUUCCUGUUUACAGACAGCCCCAUGUAGCCCUAACCCUGCCAGGUUGCUGUUUACAGACAGCCCCAUGUAGCCCUAGGUAACCAGGUUCCUAAUUGCAGACAGCCCCAUGUAGCCCUAACCCUGCCAGGUUGCUGUUUACAGACAGCCCCAUGUAGCCCUAACCCUGCCAGGUUGCUGUUUACAGACAGCCCCAUGAAGCACUAACCCUGCCAGGUUCCUGUUUACAAACAGCCCCAUGUAGCCCUAACCCUGCCAGGUUCCUGUUUACAGACAGCCCCAUGUAGCCCUAGGUAACCAGGUUCCUAAUUGCAGACAGCCCCAUGUAGCCCUAACCCUGCCAGGUUGCUGUUUACAGACAGCCCCAUGUAGCCCUAACCCUGCCAGGUUCCUGUUUACAGACAGCCCCAUGUAGCCCUAGGUAACCAGGUUCCUAAUUGCAGACAGCCCCAUGUAGCCCUAACCCUGCCAGGUUCCUGUUUACAGACAGCCCCAUGUAGCCCUAACCCUGCCAGGUUCCUGUUUACAGACAGCCCCUUGUAGCCCUAACCCUGCCAGGUUCCUGUUUACAGACAGCCCCAUGUAGCCCUAACCCUGCCAGGUUGCUGUUUACAGACAGCCCCAUGUAGCCCUAGGUAACCAGGUUCCUAAUUGCAGACAGCCCCAUGUAGCCCUAACCCUGCCAGGUUGCUGUUUACAGACAGCCCCAUGUAGCCCUAACCCUGCCAGGUUGCUGUUUACAGACAGCCCCAUGUAGCCCUAGGUAACCAGGUUCCUAAUUGCAGACAGCCCCAUGUAGCCCUAACCCUGCCAGGUUCCUGUUUACAGACAGCCCUAUGUAGCCCUAACCCUGCCAGGUUCCUGUUUACAGACAGCCCCUUGUAGCCCUAACCCUGCCAGGUUCCUGUUUACAGACAGCCCCAUGUAGCCCUAACCCUGCCAGGUUGCUGUUUACAGACAGCCCCAUGUAGCCCUAGGUAACCAGGUUCCUAAUUGCAGACAGCCCCAUGUAGCCCUAACCCUGCCAGGUUGCUGUUUACAGACAGCCCCUUGUAGCCCUAACCCUGCCAGGUUCCUGUUUACAAACAGCCCCAUGUAGUCAUGUGUUUGUUGAUCCCCCAGGAAGAAGUUUAGGGCAACAUUUCUCUCCUCUAUCUCUACGUAACGCAAGCACACAAACACACACACUGACCGUCAAUACACUCUUAUAUUUAUAGGUACUGUAUCUUUCUCUAACAGAAAUACACACGCGCACACACACACGCUCCUUCUCAAUCAUACGUUGUAAGAGAUUCCUGCCCUGAAAGAUACAUUCUCUGCAUGCUGCUAAAAGGCAUAGGGUGUAUUCCAAAUUACACCCUAUUCCCUUUUGACCAGUGCUCUAUAUAGGGAAUAGGUUGCCAUUUGGAACAUCCCCAGAGGCACCGUUCAGAUUCCUGAGGUUCUGUCUCACCCUUCUUUUCUGGGUGAGUGCCAGCGUGAGAGGGCAUUUGAGUGUCAUGAAUACCAGCCACCCCUGAUUCAGGUCCUUAAUGAUCUGCACACUAUUUACACACACCAUGCACGCACGCACACACGUGCGCGCACACGCACAUACACACACACACACACACACACACACACACACACACACACACACACACACACACACACCAUGCACACACAUGCACAAACACACGUUAUGCGCACUCACACACCAUACACAUGCAUGCACAGACACAUACACACACACAGGAACGCACACACACACCAUACACAUGCAUGCAUGCACACACACAAACACACAGGGGCAGAGACUUUGAACCCAUGACUUUUAUGUAAAUGUCAUGAUUUGAAUUCAGGCCAAACAUUCUAACCUUUUACAGAGGUUGAGUACAGUGUGACAUAUGGUCACUCUAUCACCAUGGGCCUAUACUGUCAUAUACUGUAGUAUAACUUAUACAGUAUUCAGGCUUCAGGACAGAAAUUGGAUUUCCCUUUUCCUAUAGAAUGCCUAUUUUUUUCUGUGGGUGAGUCAGCAAGUGCUCCUUGGUUUGGAGGCAGUGUAACUAGUGGCUAUCUAGUCCUGGCCAGGCAGCGCUGUUGUGACGCAUGGAAAGAGAGAGCGAGGGAGGGAAGGAGAGAGAGAGGGAGGGAAGGAGAGAGAGAGAUAGAAGAGAAAGAGAAGGACAGUGAGUGAAAGAGAGGGAGAAAGGGAGAGAUGGGGAGAGAGAAAGAAAAAGAGGGAAAUAUAGAGAGAAAGAGAGUGAGUGAGGGAGGGAAACACUAAGAGAUAUGCUCUGUUUUAUCCUCCUCUUCAGGGACACACGUCAUUUAACCGAUCACCACAUUCCACUCGGCUACACUGUGGCGUCACCCACUCACCCGCCGCCCCCCUUCCACUCUUCUGUCGUGCUUCUGUUCUGACUGAAGAGUGGGCUGUGGUUCUGUUCUGGGUGAAGAGUGGGCAGUGGUUCUGGUUGAAAAAUGGGCUGUGGUUCUGUUCUGGUUGAAGAGUGGGAUGUGGCUCUGUUCUGGUUGAAGAGUGGGCAGUGGUUCUGUUCUGGUUGAAGAGUGGGCUGUGGUUAUGUUCUGGCUGAAGAGUGGGCUGUGGUUCUGCUCUCGUUGAAGAGUGGGCACUGGUUAUUUUCUGGUUGAAGAGUGGGCUGUGGUUCUCUUCUGGAUGAAGAGUGGGCUGUGGUUCUGUUCUGGUUGAAGCGUGGGCUGUAGUUCUUCUCUCGUUGAAGAGUGGGCUGUGGUUCUGGUUGAAAAAUGGGCUUUGGUUCUGUUCUGGUUGAAGAGUGGGCUGUGGUUCUGUUCUGGUUGAAGAGUGGGCUGUGGUUAUGUUCUGGCUGAAGAGUGGGCUGUGGUUCUGCUCUCGUUGAAGAGUGGGCACUGGUUAUUUUCUGGUUGAAGAGUGGGCUGUGGUUCUCUUCUGGAUGAAGAGUGGGCUGUGGUUCUGUUCUGGUUGAAGCGUGGGCUGUAGUUCUUCUCUCGUUGAAGAGUGGGCUGUGGUUCUGGUUGAAAAAUGGGCUUUGGUUCUGUUCUGGUUGAAGAGUGGGCUGUGGUUCUGUUCUGGUUGAAGAGUGGGCAGUGGUUCUGUUCUGGUUGAAGAGUGGGCUGUGGUUCUCUUCUGGCUGAAGAGUGGGCUGUAGUCUUCUCUCGUUGAAGAGUGGGCUGUGGUUCUGGUUGAAAAAUGGUCAGUGGUUCUGUUCUGGUUGAAGAGUGGGAAAUGGUCAGUGGUCUGUUCUGGUUGAAGAGUGGGCUGUGGUUCUGUUCUGGCUGAAGAGUGGGCUGUAGUUCUUCUCUCGUUGAAGAGUGGGCUGUGGUUCUGGUUGAAAAAUGGGCUUUGGUUCUGUUCUGGUUGAAGAGUGGGCUGUGGUUCUGUUCUGGUUGAAGAGUGGGCAGUGGUUCUGUUCUGGUUGAAGAGUGGGCUGUGGUUAUGUUCUGGCUGAAGAGUGGGCUGUGGUUCUGCUCUCUUUGAAGAGUGGGCACUGGUUAUUUUCUGGUUGAAGAGUGGGCUGUGGUUCUCUUCUGGAUGAAGAGUGGGCUGUGGUUCUGUUCUGACUGAAGAGUGGGCAGUGGUUCUGUUCUGGUUGAAGCGUGGGCUGUAGUUCUUCUCUCGUUGAAGAGUGGGCUGUGGUUCUGGUUGAAAAAUGGGCUUUGGUUCUGUUCUGGUUGAAGAGUGGGCUGUGGUUCUGUUCUGGUUGAAGAGUGGGCAGUGGUUCUGUUCUGGUUGAAGAGUGGGCUGUGGUUCUCUUCUGGCUGAAGAGUGGGCUGUAGUCUUCUCUCGUUGAAGAGUGGGCUGUGGUUCUGGUUGAAAAAUGGUCAGUGGUUCUGUUCUGGUUGAAGAGUGGGCUGUGGUUCUGUUCUGGCUGAAGAGUGGGCUGUAGUUCUUCUCUCGUUGAAGAGUGGGCAGUGGUUCUGCUCUGGUUGAAGAGUGGGCUGUGAAAAGCAGGUGGAUGAAGGGGAGUGAACAGUUGAUGAGCUCCUUAGUUUCCUCUCUCUCUCUCUCUCUCUCUCUCUCUCUCUCUCUCUCUCUCUCUCUCUCUCUCUCUCUCUCUCGAUUAAAGGGCUUUAUUGGCAUGGAAAAUGUAUGUUAACAUUGCCAAAGCAAGUGAAAUAGAUAGUAAACAAAAGUGAAAUAAACAAUAAAUAUUAACAGUAAACAUUACCAUUCCAAUAUAAUAAAUACAUUUCAAAUGUCAAAUUAUGUCUAUGUACAGUGUUGUAACGAUGUGCAAAUAGUUAAAGUACUAAAGGGAAAAUAAAUAAACAUAAAUAUAGGUUGUAUUGACAAUGGUGUUUGUUCUUCACUGGUUGCCCUUUUCUUGUGGCAGCAGGUCACACAUCUUGCUGCUGUGAUGGCACACUGUGGUAUUUCACCUAAUAGAUAUGGGAGUUUAUCAAAAUUGGAUUUGUUUUCAAAUUUGUUGUGGGUCUGUGUAAUCUGAGGGAAAUAUGUGUCUCUAAUAUGGUCAUACAUUUGGCAGGAGGUUAGGAAGUGCAGCUGAGUUUCCACCUCAUUUUGUGGGCAGUGGGCACAUACAGUUGAAGUCGGAAGUUUACAUACAGUGAGGGGAAAAAGUAUUUGAUCCCCUGUUGAUUUUGUACGUUUGCCCACUGACAAAGACAUGAUCAGUCUAUCAUUUUAAUGGUAGGUUUAUUUGAACAGUGAGAGACAGAAUAACAACAACAAAAAAUCCAGAAAAACGCAUGUCAAAAAUGUUAUAAAUGUAUUUGCAUUUUAAUGAGGGAAAUAAGUAUUUGACUCCUCUGCAAAACAUGACUUAGUACUUGGUGGCAAAACCCUUGUUGGCAAUCACAGAGGUCAGACGUUUCUUGUAGUUGGCCACCAGGUUUGCACACAUCUCAGGAGGGAUUUUGUCCCACUCCUCUUUGCAGAUCUUCUCCAAGUCAUUAAGGUUUCGAGGCUGACAUUUGGCAACGAACCUUCAGCUCCCUCCACAGAUUUUCUAUGGGAUUAAGGUCUGGAGACUGGCUAGGCCGCUGAUUCCUCACCGUUCUCAUGAUCAUUGCAGCUCCACGAGGUGAGAUCUUGCAUGGAGCCCCAGGCCGAGGGAGAUUGACAGUUCUUUUGUGUUUCUUCCAUUUGCGAAUAAUCACACCAACUGUUGUCACCUUCUCACCAAGCUGCUUGGCGAUGGUCUUGUAGCCCAUUCCAGCCUUGUGUAGGUCUACAAUCUUGUCCCUGACAUCCUUGGAGAGCUCUUUGGUCUUGGCCAUGGUGGAGAGUUUGGAAUCUGAUUGAUUGAUUGCUUCUGUGGACAGGUGUCUUUUAUACAGGUAACAAGCUGAGAUUAGGAGCACUCCCUUUAAGAGGGAGUGAAGCACGGGGGUGGCAGCAUCAUGCUGUGGGGGUGCUUUGCUGCAGGAGGGACUGGUGCACUUCACAAAUUCUCUGAAACGACAUUGGAGGCGGCUUAUGGUAGAGAAAUGAAAAUUCAAUUAUCUGGCAACAGCUCUGGUGGACAUUCCUGCAGUCAGCAUGCCAAUUGCACGCUCCCUCAAAACUUGAGACAUCUGUGGCAUUGUGUUGUGUGACAGAAUUGCACAUUUUAGAGAGGCCUUUUAUUGUCCCCAGCACAAAGUGCACCUGUGUAAUGAUCAUACUGUUUAAUCAGCUUCUUGAUAUUCCACACCUGUCAGGUGGAUGGAUUAUCUUGGCAAAGGAGAAAUGCUCACUAACAGGGAUGUAAACAAAUUUGUGCUCAAAAUUUGAGAGAAAUAAGCUUUUUGUGCGUAUGGAAAAUUUCUGGGAUCUUUUAUUUCAGCUCAUGAAACAUGAGACCAACACUUUACAUUUAUACUUUUGUUCAGUAUAGAUACCUGACUACAGGGUUGCAAAUGGCACCCUUGCAAAUGGCACCCUUCUCCCUUUAUAGUGGGCCAUGGUCAAAAGUAGUGUGCUAUAAAGGAAAUAGGAUGCCAUAGGGACAAACACCAGGUGUUAGUGGGCCUAGAGAAUGCACUGACCUGCACAGUCCCACAGGGGACCACCUGCUUGUUGUGUACCAAUUUGAAUUUCCCUGACUGCUCACUCACCAACUGUGCUCUGGUAUGGUCUGGAUGGGAAUGCCGUAGUUACCUGAAUGGAAACAAUCAUUGAAUAAUUGAUAGUAAUUGGUUCAAACCUAUACAUAAUAGAUGACUCUGAUCUUAGUUGCCUGUGUAUGUGUGUGUGUGUGCGCGUGCGUGCGUCGGUUAGGGAUGUAACAAAUAUAAAACAAUUCUUAACAAAAAAAGUUAAAAAUCUUAUUUUGGUGUAUGUUACCCCCUUUUUCUCCCGAUUUCAAUUAUGAUCUUGUCUCAUCGCUGCAACUCCCCAACGGGCUCAGGAGAGGCGAAGGUCCAGUCACGCGUUCUCCGAAACAUGGCCUGCCAAACCGCACUCCUUAACACCCGCUCACUUAACACGGAAGCCAACUGCACUGAUGUGCCGGAGGAAACACUGUUCAAUUGACAACCGAAGUCAGCAUGCAAGCACCCGGCCCGCCACAAGGAGUCACUAGAGCGCGAUGAGCCAAGUAAACCCCCAAUUGUGCGCCAUCCUAUGGGACUCCCGGUCACGGCCGGUUGUGACACAACCCUUGGAUCGAACCCAGGUCUGUAGUGACGCCUCAAGCACUGCGAUGCAGUGCCUUAUACCGUUGCGCCACUCGGGAGGCAAUUCUUAACAUUUAGACUGCAAUUUUUUGUAUCGUUUAAACAAUGUAUCGUUUUAAUUACAUGUGAAUUCACAAUGCAGAUAUGGUCCUGCGUAUGACCGCUAGGGGGCUGCAGUCAUCACCUUACUGCUGUCCCCCACCCACUCAGCAACAAUGGUAAUUAAUGGGUCUCCGUUUUUAGGUCUGCUGUGUGCCUCUCCUCCAUGCUCUAAGUCUUUAGCAGUGGAGGCUCCUCAGAGGAGGAAGGGGAGGACCAUCCUCCUCAGUGAAUUUCAUAAAAAUAAAAAUUGUAAAACAUUGAAAAAGUUAUCCUUUUUAGAUAAAACUAUACUAAAUAUACUCACACGUCACCAAAUAAUUGAUUAAAACACACUGUUUUGUAAUGAAGGUCUACAGUAGCCUCAACGUCUGCUAAAUGGCAUAUUAUUAUAUUAUUAUUAUAACAGCACUCUGUAGGGUAGCACCAUGGUGUAGCCGGAGGACAGCUAGCUUCAAACCUCCUCUUGGUACAUUGACUUCAAUACAAAACUUAGGAGGCUCAUGGUUCUCACCCCCUUCCAUAGACGUACACAGUAAUAAUGACAACCUCCGGAGGACGUCCUCCAACCUAUCAGAGCUCUUGCAGCAUGAACUGACAUGUUGUCCACCUAAUCAAAGGAUCAAAGAAUUAAUCUAGUACUGAAAGCAUAAGCUACAGCUAGCUAGCACUGCAGUGCAUAAAAUGUGGUGAGUAGUUGACUCAAAGAGAGAGAAAGACAAUAGUUGAACAGUUUUCAACAAAUUAAUUUAUUCAAAAAUGAAGGAGAAGCAAGAGAGAGAGAGCGAUAGAGAGAGAUUGUCUUUUUUUUUCUUCACUUACUUAGCUAGCAAAUGCAGCUGGCUAGUUUAGUUACUCAAACACCCGGCUAAAACAUAGUGAUGCUAUGUUAGCUAGCUGGCUAUGACUAUCCAACACAACACUGGAACUCUUUCAAGUCAAAGUAAGCUUUUGGUUUUAUUAAUUUAUUGCCACCGGGGCCCGACGGUGUAACUGCUUACUGACUAUACACUGUAACGUUACUGCAUGAUUGUAGCGGGUUUACUAAAUCAUUAGUUAUAUUAGCUAUGUUGACUAGGACAUUACUUUAGCUAAUAUGGGGACAACGAUGUAGGCUGUGUGUAGCGGUUAUGACAUGGUUUGGCUUGGAAAGGUUUUUUCGCCUGGUCACAUACAGCUGAUGUGUUGUUCAUUGAAGUCCACAAACGAAGGGAAAAGGUGAGAGGAGGAGAGUGCAUAGAGGCGAGAAGGAAUACAACGUGGCUUCUAUGAAAGUGAACUGUGUUUAUGCAUAAUCAGGGGUGUAUUCAUUCCGCCGAUUCUGUUGAAAAACGUUUCUUAAUCAAGCAAACGAAACAGGGAUAAAAAUACCUGAAUUUGUCCAAUAGAAACUCUCAUUUGCAACUGUUGGACUAAUGAUUACACCCUAGAUAAGCUAGAUGCAGGCAAGAUUGUGCAAGGCGGUAUUGAAUGUGUCACUGUCUGUCCAUGUGUCACUGUCUGUCAUCUCAAAUUUUUCUCUCGACUUGUGUGCACCUACGUUGUAAACUUUCAUUCAUAGGCUAGGUUGUAGCAUGAUGAGAAUAUGGAAAAUGUGAGUAUCAUGUAGUAGCCUAAACCUAUCGAUGUUACAUUGAACUGGGUGAAUGGAAUAUGAAUGACAGUCAUCCAACAUGCUGUAAUAGAAACAAGGCCAUGCUCAUGAAAAAACAAAUCGUCCUCCCUCAUUAUAAACGGCACUGAACGCCACUGGUUUUCAGUACAGGGGACUUCAUGUCCCACUUCUCAUCAAUGUGAUGACUCAUUGCAGUGAUGUAUGACAGCGUGUUCAUAGACGUCCAACAAGUUGUUGUUAACGCCAUGCAUGGGGUGUUUGAGAGCUCGCGCUUUGUACUUGCAGAGCAAUCUUUGUAAAAUUUUCCAUCCGGGCUGUCACAUCUUUUUCCGACAUGGCAUCUUGUAGUCUGGUUCUACAUAUGCCAUCAGUGCACUAAAGCCGACAUCCUCUACCAUUGACAAUGGCUGCAUAUCAUCUGCAAUCAUUUCCGUAAUCAGAGCAGUGAUUUUCUCAGUCCGUUCCUUCUCGCACUUCUUUUGUGUGAACCUGUAAUGUCUGUUGUUAGUGGCCUGCACUGUUUUUGGGGUCUCAUGGUGCCCCCCUUUUUAGAUGGUUAAGCAUUGCACCUGUACUGCCACUGUAGCUCAGUUCCACCUUGCAUUUCACCACCUUCUCGUUUAACUUGUCAAAGUAUUGUCAUACAGGACUUCGCUGCUGUUGCUUCCCUGUCUCACUGACAUUUUUUCAACCGUUAACGACGAUGACAUGCUGAGCGCUUUAUGUCUGUAGCAUAAAGUAGCGUUACAGCAUUGUUGCGUUAGGUACAGUGCCUUGCAAAAGUAUUCAUCCCCUUGGCGUUUUUCCUAUUUUGUUGCAGUACAACCUGUAAUUUAAAUGGAUAUUUAUUUGGAUUUCAUGUAAUGGACAUACACAAAAUAGUCAAAAUUGGUGAAGUGAAAUGAAAAAUAUAACUUGUUUCCAAAAAUUCUAAACAAUAAAUAACGGAAAAGUGGUGCAUGCAUAUGUAUUCACCCCCUUUGCUAUGAAGCCCCUAAAUAAGACCUGGUGCAACCAAUUACCUUCAGAAGUCACAUAAUUAGUUAAAUAAAGUCCACCUGUGUGCAAUCUAAGUGUCACAUGAUCUGUCACAUGAUCUCAGUAUAUAUACACCAGUCUGCAACAUCACUAAGCAAGGGGCACCACCACCAAGCAAGCGGCACCAUGAAGACCAAGGAGCUCUCCAAACAGGUCAGGGACAAAGUUGUGGAGAAGUACAGAUCAGGGUUGGGUUAUAAAUAAAUAUCUGAAACUUUGAACAUCCCACGGAGCACCAUUAAAUCCAUUAUUAAAAUUUGAAAGAAUAUGGCACCACAACAAACCUGCCAAGAGAGGGCCGCCCACCAAAACUCACGGCCCAGGCAAGGAGGGCAUUAAUCAGAGAGGCAACAAAGAGACCAAAGAUAACCCUGAAGGAGCUGCAAAGCUCCACAGCAGAGAUUGGAGUAUCUGUCCAUAGGACCACUUUAAGCCUUACACUCCACAGAGCUGGGCUUUAUGGAAGUGUGACCAGAAAAAAGCCAUUGCUUCAAGAAAAAAAUAAGCAAACACGUUUGGUGUUCACCAAAAGGCAUGUGGGAGACUCUGGUCAGAAGGUACUCUGGUCAGAUGAGACUAAAAUUGAGCUUUUUGGCCAUCAAGGAAAACGCUAUGUCUGACACAAACCCAACACCUCUCAUCACCCCGAGAACACCAUCCCCACAGUGAAGCAUGGUGGUGGCAGCAUCAUGCUGUGGGGAUGUUUUUCAUCGGCAGGGACUGGGAAACUGGUCAGAAAUGAAGGAAUGAUGGAUGGCGCUAAAUGCAGGGAAAUUGUUGAGGGAAACCUCUUUCAGUCUUCCAGAGAUUUGAGACUGGGACGGAGGUUCACCUUCCAGCAGGACAAUGACCCUAAGCAUACUGCUAAAGCAACACUCGAGUGGUUUAAGGGGAAACAUUUAAAUGUCUUGGAAUGGCCUAGUCAAAGCCCAGACCUCAAUCCAAUUGAGAAUCUGUGGUAUGACUUAAAGAUUGCUGUACACCAGCGGAACCCAUCCAACUUGAAUGAGCUGGAGCAGUUAUGGCUUGAUGAAUGGGCAAAAAUCCCAGUGGUUAGAUGUGCCAAGCUUAUAGAGACAUACCCCAAGAGACUUGCUGCUGUAAUUGCUGCAAAAGGAGGUUCUACAAAGUAUUGACUUUGGUGGGGUGAGUAGUUAUGCACACUCAAGUUUUCUGUUUUUUUGUCUUAUUUAUUGUUUGUUUCACACAAAAAAAUAUUUUGCAUCUUCAAAGUGGUAGGCAUGUUGUGUAAAUCAAUUUUAAUUCCAGGUUGUAAGGCAACAAAAUAGGAAAAAUGCCAAGGAGGGUGAAUACUUUCACAAGCCACUGUAUUUUUAUAAUUUGUAUUUUUCUCUUUAUGUUGAUGAUCGAGACCUGUUAGUGGUAGUUUUGUGAUAACUGCAUUGAGACUUUUAUUUUGUGAGGAAAAAAUAAUAAUAAUUCUAAACGUUAACGAUUCCAGUUUCGUUUAAACAUCCACAGCCCAAGUGUCGGUGUGUGCGACUGUGCGUGUGUGUGUGUGUGUGUGUGUGUAGAUGCUGAGCUACAGGAGACACCUCUUCUCUCAUGCUGUCUCACUGCCGACUCUCUCCACUUGUUACUCCAUAGGAAAUCAGCAAUCAGUUCUCUGUCUCUCUUCUGUGUACUCACUUGGGGAAAGUGGUGGAAACACGACCUGUGUUUACGUGCUGUACCCUGGAUUCUUCAAAUAGAAGCCCUUUGCUUUGAUGACAGCUUUGCACACUCUUGGCAUUCUCUCAACCAGCUUCAUGAGGUAGUCACCUGGAAUGCAUUUCAAUUAACAGGUGUGCCUUCUUAAAAAUUAUUUUGUGGAUGAGCCCAUCAGUUGUGUUGUGACAAGGUAGGGGGGGUAUACAGAAGAUAGCCCUAUUUGGUAAAAGACCAAGUCCAUAUUAUGGCAAGAACAGCUCAAAUAAGCAAAGAGAAACGACAGCCCAUCAUUACUUUAAGACAUGAAGGUCAGUCAAUAUGGAAAAUGUCCAGAACUUUGAAAGUUUCUUCAAGUGCAGUUGCAAAAACCAUCAAGCUCUAUGAUGAAACUGGCUCUCAUGAGGACCGACAGAAGAAUGGAAGACCCAGAGUUACCUCUGCUGCAGAGGAUAAGUUCAUUAGAGUAACCAGCCUCAGAAAUUGCAGCCCAAAUAAAUGCUUCACAGAGUUCAAGUAACAGACACAUCUCAACAUCAACUGUUCAGAGGAGACUGUGUGAAUCAGGCCUUCAUGGUCGAAUUGCUGCAAAGAAACCACUCUAGUUGCAAGCACACACGCACACAUUCGUACCAUGGACAGCUACAUCAUAUUUAGCUUAUGUUGAUUGGACUAAAUUGUUUUUGGUAUCUUUAAGUUUUCACUGUAUUAGACUAAGCAUAGGUGAUUUGAUGAUGUUGAAAUGGUGCUGAAAUAGUGGCAGCAGCUACUGUUUUCUUUGCGACUUGCGGUAACUCUCUGGUGUUGUAAAUAAAAUAAAAUAAAACAUUGAUUUAACUAGGCAAGUCAGUUAAGAACAAAUUCUUAUUUACAAUGACGGUCUACACCGGCCAGACCCGGACGACGCUGGGCCAAUUGUGCGCUGCCCUAUGGGACUCCCAAUCACGGCCGGUUGUGAUACAGCCUGGAAUCGAACCAGGGGGUCUGCAGUGACGCCUCAAGCACUGAGAUGCAGUGCCUUAGACGCUGCACCACUCGGGAGCACAACAGUUGUUUAGUAGCCUGAAAACGUUGUUAUGUGCAAUAUGCUUUGUGGACUUCACCGGACAGAUGUUGCUCUCCGGUUUUGUGACGAAACAAAGGUGUGGCUGAAUAUAUCACAUGGCAAGGCAUAUGAACUAACAGGUUAUAGAGCAAACAACGCAAUUAUCACAACACAUAGGUUGUAAUAUGGCUAUUUGUCCUGGCUUGGCUUCCCCAGUGAUUUUACCCACCGCUACUGUAUAGACAGAUUUGUUUUGGGGAAACAUGCUGUUCCACAGUGAAAUUGGUUGGUAUGCUGAGUCAGUUGAGCACAGCAGCACACUGUGCAAUGGAAAAUUAGAAUUUGGAAUUGCUGGAAUUUAAACCAGCAAUCUUCAGAUGACUUAACCAUUUCCUCACCAGCUAUGAUAGCAUUGCUUGUAUACCGCAAAAUAUGAUUCCUUUACACGGUUCCUAUUCAUCUUAUUCUGGAACGUCACAGUGAUCGUGGCGAGUUAGUUGCAAUUGUGUUUCUAUUUCCGGCAACAUUCGCGCGACAUGGUCUUCCAGCUGAUGGUGAGGCUUAAGUCGCACUGCAUUACUUCUGCCUCAUGAACCAAUUAAUGCUGUUACUCCUAUGACCAGAGAAAGUUAAAUAUUCCUCGAUAUUUAAAAGGACUCUAGCUGCAAAUAAUAACAACGCAAGCUUUUCGAAACGUGCAUUUUAUGGCUUAUAAAAUUGCUGAACAAAGUGUUGACAGUGCUGAAUAACAACUUACAUUUAAUGUACUCAUAAUGUAAUGUAAAUGUCAUAAAAACAGCAGCUCUUCGCUGUAUUCGUUGAGUCUCUCUCUACUCAUGGUUUUAAACAUUUUGAAAUCCCACAUUAUCAACUUUGCUGUGAGUUCGAGGCUUCUUUUUACAGUCUAUGGAGCGAGGAAACUGUGCAGACACUGUGAUCUGAGCUAUCUGAUUGGCCAGCGGUAGGCCUAUAGGUGCACUUGAUUUGCUCUCUGGACCUGCUGGGUAGGCGGUGUUCUACCUUCAGACACAUGAAAUGGUUCAAAAUGGGAACACUUUGCCUUCCUGGCGCUAGGUUUGCUGAAUCAAGUGCACCUACCGUCAACAGCGCGAAACAAAACAAAAUAAUAGGAACGCAAGGCUUUGCGGUUUGGUUUUUCACAGAAAUGCUUGGUGAUCGACCAGGAAUGGCUUGGAGAUCGACCAGUCGAUCACGAUUGACCGGUUGGAGACCACUGCUGUACACCUAUAUUACAAACACACAAGGCACACCUCACUGAUUAGUCUCUGUCUCUGUAUCCUCCUAGGUCACCACCCUGAUCAAUCACAAAGACAAGCCAAAGAAGUCGGAGCGGACGCAGCAGGCCAUCCAGAGGGUGGGCCAGGCGGUCAGUGUUGCUGUGGGUCGCUUCGUUGCGGUGGGCGAGGCCAUCGCCGUGGAGAAUGAGGAGCUGAAGGAGGAGAUGGGAAUGGCCUGCUUCGAGGCCCGCAGAGCAGGUAACUGGGGCUGCGUAUAAAAUUACAUCCUAAAUGGCAUCCUAGUGCACUAUAAAGGGAAUAAGGUGCCAUUUUGGAUGCAGUCCAACUAAGGGAGUGUUUUUGCUGUUGUUUUCAUCAUAAAUAAAUUAAACAUAUUUUCUCUGUCUAGACAGAAACACAUUUGCACUGGAGGCAUUCAGAAGUCAAAGACUUUGUUGUUUUUGUUAGUUUUGAGUGAAGUUUAGUUUAAGUUUGCAAGACUAGAGGCUAGAGGGAAGUGAAGUUGGUUAUGUUCUUUCCUGAGGGAUGAAAUGCAGAGACAAAGAACAGAACAGUGUGAGUCAGGUUUGGAAAAGGAGGGAGCUGUGUCAUUUGAGGCUGAAGUGUUUGUGUACCAGGCAGGCAGGCAGGCAGGGCUGCAGGCGUAAUGAAGGGUAUUCUGAGGUUUGCCUGCUCUGUCUUCUGGACAGAGUUCACUCAUCUUCAGUAUCUUCUCUCGCUCAGAGGGAUAGAGAAAGAGAGUCUCGCCUGUUCUCAGCUGUCGGCAGUUGCAUCCUUUGCUUAGAGAGAAACAGGGAGUUGUGACCUUGUGCCCCCCUCUUUCAACACUUUUCCAUGAUGAGCCCAUGCAACUAAAUAUACCUACCAAUGCCAACCUUUUAUCUCUCCAUCAUAACUGUCCAGUCAUUCUCAGAAUAACUACCACAAGCUGUGGGAGGAGGAUAUCUACACUGCAGCUAUCAACACUCUUUCAAACGAACAGAGUAAUAUAUUUUUGAUCCGGCUUUGCAACUCUUAUCAAGUGAAAAAUAGCAGGAUGAAUAGGGGGUCGAAGCCUGAGGCCUGAAGCCCAAUCACAGUCUUAUCCUGUUGAUAUGUUAAGUCCAAAACAAAAUCUCACAGGGUAAGAAUUUAGACCCCAACACAGGGGAUAAUAGGUUUAUUUUGGAGCAAACCGGCAUGUGUAACAGUGCGUUUAAUCCCCCAGUGUGCUGAUUUGAAAAGGGCUGAACCCAAACAAAAGAGAGCUGGUGGGAAGCGUCAGCCAGACCCCACUAUGGCCACUUUAUUCCUUCCACUCCUCCUUUCUUCCGUUACUUUCACCGUUAAAAAGAGAGAAAGUGAACUUUUCCCUCCGUCGUUCUGGGACGGAAUGAAGUUGUCUUCUCUGUGAUGAAAAGAAAGAAAGGGAAAAAAAGGUAAAGCUUUAAAUCUACGGGAAGAGGAGAAGGAUUGACGGCCUCUUAAAGUGUAGCCAGAGGGAGGGCGAGACUAAGCGGACCUCCUCCAGCGCAGGGAGGGAGGGAGGGAGGCAGGCAAAGACUCAGGGAGGCAGGCAGGGAGGGAGGGAAAGAUGCAGGCAGGGAGGGAGGCAGGGAGGAACAGAGGCAGGCAGGCAGGCAGGCACCGUAAUGAAAUAAAUAAAAAAGGUGAUUACAUUACUUUAAUUUGGUGAUCUCCAUCAUGGGGUGACGUCAUAUAGAGGGUGCAAUUAGGCAGAGUUGUUUGGUUUCAAUCUGUUCUGCUUGACCAGCCCAAACAAAUGUAUGUCGCUAGCUAAGGUUUUAGGAGACAAAUACUGAGUUUUGGAUAGUGAGUGUGUAAAAGGGCACCUAGGUCCUGUAUCUCUCAAACUGGGUAUGUCAGUGCAACCUGCAGGUAGUUACAAGACUCCACAGGUUUUAAUCAGGUCAAGUGUUCGCCCCUUUCAAAUACCAAGAAGCAGAAAACAAACAAUUCCCAUAAAAAGAGAGCUUAGCAAUAAAGAGACUUGCUCAAUAAAUUGCUGUUCUCUGCACAACUAAAACACAUCUAACACUAGAAAACAAGAUCAUGAUAAAACACACCCUGUGAAAAAAACACACCCUGUGAACAGUCUGGCCUAGAACAAGUUCACGAAUGAGCAACACUGUUACAAAACUGUUGUGAAGCAUGGAGGGGGAAAUUUGGCAUAGCUUAAUCAUACUCCAUGCAACUUCUGGACCCUAUUCUGAUGUUCAGCAGCAUUCUUUGUGAGCUAGGCUGGUUUGGGGGAUUCUGGCAUCGACAAGGGGCUGUCGGAUGCAAUCAGUGCGUCAGUGCACUUUCUUUUGGAUUGCAAGCCAACCCAAACAAGGAGCCAAACCAUGCAGCCAACGUGAAACAAGUCUCUCUCUCUCUCUCUCUCUCUCUCUCUCUCUCUCGCUCUUCUCUCUCUCUCUCUCUCUCUCUCUCUCUCUCUCUCUCCCACUCUCUCUCUCUCUCUCUCGCUCUCGCUCUCGCUCUCGCUCUGUCUCUCUCUCUCUCCUGCCCGAGACUAUUUUGGUUAUGGUUCUUCAGGCCAGUAUUUGUGUGUUGGUUUUCCUUUUCCGUUGUCCACCCAGGGUUGUUUUGGAGUUUCGUGAACGAACUAGCGACACUCCAGUGUACCAGCCUCUCAGUUUGAAAUGGCCUGGUCAUGCCUCUCAGAGGACGUGCCAACUGGGCCCUGGCAUUGGCUGGCAUUACAUUGCUGCAGUGCCACCGAGCUGAAUAUAAUCCCCCAGUGCCUGCCUGCCUAUCCAGGACAAGAUGUUCCUACUUGGGUUUAUGGUGCUACUGUUGACUGACAGGAGAGCAGAGGAGAAGAGAAGAGGCCCCGUGUAGCUCAGUUGGUAGAGCAUGGCGCUUGCAACGCCAGGGUUGUGGGUUCGAUUCCCAUGGGGGGCCAGUAUGAAAAUGUAUGCACUCACUAACUGUAAGUCGCUCUGGAUAAGAGCAUCUACUAAAUGACUAAAAUGUAAAUGUAAGAGAGGAGAGGAGAGGAGCCUCUCAACUGUCACAAAGGGCACCCACUUGGGUUUAUGGUGCUACUGUUGACUGACAGGAGAGCAGAGGAGAAGAGAAGGGGAGGGGAGGAGCCUCUCAACUGUCACGUAGGGCACCAUGGGAAGGGAACCUAAAGGGUUUUAGCUCUCAAACAAACUGGAGCUGAAUUCUGGAUGUCACUUUUUAGUUUAUGCAACUUUUGAACAAGUUUUUGGAUAAUGGGGUUUGCAUGAAACCACUGAGAAGCAAUAUGACCAAGUAUUAGAACAUUUAGAUAAAGUGAUAAUGAACUAGACAUGAUAUAGAAAAAUUCCUAUAGAGUUGAUCAUCAUCAUCAUCACCCUCCCCCUUCUCCUCCUCUUCUUCCUCCUGAUCAUCAUCAUCAAAACCACUAGAGCCCGACUGAUAUAUCAGUUCACCGAUAUUAUCGGCCGAUAUUGGCCUUUUACCGCUAUAUCGGUAUCGGCCGAUAAUUCUACCGAUAACCAAUAUUCAAUAAAUAGGAUGAAAAAAGGGAAUCUCAUGCUUAUCUGAACACUUGCAGCCAAUCUCAUGAUAUUUCAUUAAUUUCACAAUGUAAGAAAUCAACAUUUGAAGCAUAUUUCUAAGGACAAUUCCUCUUCUGAAUGGCAAUUUAUGAGAAUUCAGUGCGGGAAAAUAAAACGUUUUAAUAAAACAGUAUAUCAGCAGAUAUAUCGGUAUCAGUAAGUUUUGUGCCCCAAAAAUCGGAAUCAAUAUCAGACCCCAAAAAAACAUAUCGGUCGGGCUCUAAAAACCAUUAUCAUCCUCUGUCCUUUUUGUCCUCUAGGGGAUGCCAUAGCCCAGCUGACAGAAGUUGGGACUGCAGUGGCGCCACCUGUGGACGGACGCACAACUGUGUUCAGUGACCGGACAGGAAUGGUGAAGGCCGCCCGCAUGCUCCUCUCCUCCGUCACCAAAGUCCUGGUCCUCGCAGACCGCAUCGUCAUCAAACAGAUCAUCACCUCACGCAACAAAGUAGGUACCCAUCUUCAUCAAACAGAUAAUCAAAUAGGUACCGCUUCCGACCACACAGUAUAGAUAUAGGGCCAUAGAUGCACACAGACUCACAGAACAAAGUAGGGACACACGGAGUCACACACACACACACACACACACACACACACACACACACACACACACACACACACACACACACACACACACACAGCACACAGUACCCAGCACUGGCAACUCCAUCCUCCUUCCAGUCUUUCAGAUCUUAUCUGAGCUCCAUGAGACAGUACAGGAGAAGUCAGUCCUCUGCUGCUGUGGAGAGAAUGGAGCGGGAGCAGCAGCACAUUCACAUAAAAGGUCCAGGGCCUGUUUCUAUUCCUGCUGCUUUCAGGAACGGGAUGUGCUGUGUGUGUGUGUAUGGCUGUUAGAGGCGAGGGGGCACGCACACACACACACACACACACACACACAGAGGGUAAGGGCCUAAUCACGUCUAGUAAGGCCUGUUUGGACAGACGGGCGACAGGGCUGCUCCCAUUACUGGCAAGCACAAUUCAAUUUUGAACCCUGUCUCUGUCUGAUAACAGCAUAGAGCUCCUGCCUGGCUUGCAGGAUGUCACUACUGUUUACCCUCCUAGAGCCAAGCCACUCUCUCGCACACACAUGAACACACACACACACUCUGCUCCGGAUAGAUGGAUCACAUUGUUUUAUAAUAGAUUCAUAUUUCAUGAUGUUUUGGAGGGGUCUGAUAGGUGCUGAAGGUUUGAUGCAUUAUGCAUCGGCUGACUUUGUUGAGUGAUGCAUGUGUCAGACCAAGUUGUAUCUAAAUGCAAUACAGUUUACUGGUAGCAUAUUAUCUAGGUACGUAUGUUAUAUGUUAAGUAGCUGAAGCAGUAGUAAGCUAAUGAUUUCUACAUCAUCAUGGCAAUAGUCAUUCCUGUAACUAUUGUAUACAGUGGGGAAAAAAAGUAUUUAGUCAGCCACCAAUUGUGCAAGUUCUCCCACUUAAAAAGAUGAGAGAGGCCUGUAAUUUUCAUCAUAGGUACACGUCAACUAUGACAGACAAAUUGAGAAUUUUUUCCCCAGAAAAUCACAUUGUAGGAUUUUUUAUGAAUUUAUUUGCAAAUUAUGGUGGAAAAUAAGUAUUUGGUCACCUACAAACAAGCAAGAUUUCUGGCUCUCACAGACCUGUAACUUCUUUAAGAGGCUCCUCUGUCCUCCACUCGUUACCUGUAUUAAUGGCACAUGUUUGAACUUGUUAUCAGUAUAAAAGACACCUGUCCACAACCUCAAACAGUCACACUCCAAACUCCACUAUGGCCAAGACCAAAGAGCUGUCAAAGGACACCAGAAACAAAAUUGUAGACCUGCACCAGGCUGGGAAGACUGAAUCUGCAAUAGGUAAGCAGCUUGGUUUGAAGAAAUCAACUGUGGGAGCAAUUAUUAGGAAAUGGAAGACAUACAAGACCACUGAUAAUCUCCCUCGAUCUGGGGCUCCACGCAAGAUCUCACUCCGUGGGGUCAAAAUGAUCACAAGAACGGUGAGCAAAAAUCCCAGAACCACACGGGGGGACCUAGUGAAUGACCUGCAGAGAGCUGGGACCAAAGUAACAAAGCCUACCAUCAGUAACACACUACGCCGCCAGGGACUCAAAUCCUGCAGUGAAAAACGUGUCCCCCUGCUUAUGCCAGUACAUGUCCAGGCCCGUCUGAAGUUUGCUAGAGUGCAUUUGGAUGAUCCAGAAGAGGAUUGGGAGAAUGUCAUAUGGUCAGAUGAAACCAAAAUAUAACUUUUUGGUAAAAACUCAACUCGUCGUGUUUGGAGGACAAAGAAUGCUGAGUUGCAUCCAAAGGACACCAUACCUACUGUGAAGCAUGGGGGUGGAAACAUCAUGCUUUGGGGCUGUUUUUCUGCAAAGGGACCAGGACGACUGAUCCGUGUAAAGGAAAGAAUGAAUGGGGCCAUGUAUCGUGAGAUUUUGAGUGAAAACCUCCUUCCAUCAGCAAGGGCAUUGAAGAUGAAAUGUGGCUGGGUCUUUCAGCAUGACAAUGAUCCCAAACACACCGCCCGGGCAACGAAGGAGUGGCUUCGUAAGAAGCAUUUCAAGGUCCUGGAGUGGCCUAGCCAGUCUUCAGAUCUCAACCCCAUAGAAAAUCUUUGGAGGGAGUUGAAAGUCCGUGUUGCUCAGCGACAGCCCCAAAACAUCACUGCUCUAGAGGAGAUCUGCAUGGAGGAAUGGGCCAAAAUACCAGCAACAGUGUGUGAAAACCUUGUGAAGACUUACAGAAAACGUUUGAACUGUGUCAUUGCCAACAAAGGGUAUAUAACAAAGUAUUGAGAAACUUUUGUUAUUGACCAAAUACUUAUUUUCCACCAUAAUUUGCAAAUAAAUUCAAAUGUGAUUUUCUGGAUUUUUUUUCUUCUCAUUUUGUCUGUCAUAGUUGACGUGUACCUAUGAUGAAAAUUACAGGCCUCUCUCAUCUUUUUAAGUGGGAGAACUUGCACAAUUGGUGGCUGACUAAAUACUUUUUCCCCCCACUGUACAUGAAUACACCUUCAUACAUCAUGGGCUCUAUUCUGUUCUGUCUGUAUUGCAGACAGAUCCCAGACUACGCUUUUAACACACCUUCAUGCAACACAGAGUUCUGUUCCGUCCGUCUUGCAGAGAGAUCCCAGGUCACCCCUUACCCCACCAUGCGUGUUCCAUUGUGUACAGUAGAGGUGAUUGGGGUAAAUCAUUGUGAUCUGAUUGGUUUCUCAGAUGCCCCACUCAGCCCCAAGGCCAGAGUGAUAACUCCUGAGACAUGGUGACAUCACCAUUAAUCCUCCUUCCUAUUUCCCCAUUCACCAGACGAUUGGGAGACAAUACCACUUCUUGUCACUAUGACCUUUUCCUGUUUCAACAGACAGGUCCUCCGUGUCGUCUCAGUCAGUCAGUCAUGACAAACUGCUCUACUGAACACUGUGGCUGGAAAGCGUGGAAAGUGAAAUGAAUGGCCAUCACUUGUAUGGCGAGGCCCACAUUAAGAAUUUGCUUUACUACCUUAUUCUGUAUCUGUAACUCCAUUCAGACACAUAUCUUAAAGCAGGAUUUUGCCAGCAGCAAAGGCAGUCUGAGGUGUCAAAGCAGUAACAUCUCUCACAGCAACUUUUCUCCCUCAAGACAUGGUUCUGGCAGAAAAAAUGAGCCAUCUUUGAGUUCAGUGUGUGGUAUUUUGUGUUUAAUUCAAGAGUUGUUGUGUGUAAUGUGUGGGAGCCAGCGGGUGUUACUGUAAUAGUGUUCCUGAACUUCCCAGGUGCUAGUAACCUUGGAGCAGCUGGAGAGAGUGAGCACCUUCCAGGAGUUUGUCCAGAUCUUCAGCCAGUUUGGGAACCAGAUGGUGGAGUUCGCCCACCUGACCGGGGACAGACAGAAUGUGAGUACCAUCCCUCUCUGAAAGUGUAUUCUCCAAAGUCAUCCUUCUUUCCCCCCCAUCCUACCAAACGCUGUCAUCCUACCAAACACUAUGUGCCUCCACUCCCCAUCAGCUCUCAUUGUUGAUAAACACAAUCUUUCUAGAGAGAGAGAGGGUUGGAGUGGGAGAGUGAGACCCUCCAGAUUGUGUACAGUGCCGUGAGCCAUGUUGGCUCCACAUCCACUUAGACAGCGAGAUGACACAGAUAGCAGGGUGUGUUUGACGAGCCACUGCUUCCCUGACACACACACACAAAGAGAGACACACAGAGAGACACACUCCAGGGCCUCUGCACCACCAAGGAGAGUGUGGGUGUGUUUAGACAAACAGCAGGAAAAAAUUAAGGCUCAGAUCUGACUUGCAUAUCAAAGGAGCGUUUACAUCAUGAAAGCAGAAUGUUGAUAUGCCUUGAUAUGGUUUGAACCUUCAAAUCAAACAAACUCUCUAUUUGAAAAAUAUCAAGUGCAACAUGUCAUAUUUAUAAAACAAAACUUUACAGAAAUAAUGAGGCCAGAAAAACUCUGGUGUUCCCCUCCCCUGUAGUGUCAGCAUCUGCUAAUCCUGCUUUGAUUCAUACACAGUCUCUUUGUGUGCAUCCCUAAUGGCACCCUAUUCCCUAUUCCCAAAGCCCCAUGGCUAGUGCACUAGACAGGGAAUAGGUUGCCAUUUGGGAUACAGACUAUGGUUUAACAGACUGCGCUAGAUAGCUGAUGAAAAGUGUUAUCGCUGUGCCAUAGGGAGAGAGCGGAUAAUAUUCAGCUUUCCUUCCCCUCUUUUUGUUUAAAGGGGUGUUUCACAAACAUGCCACGUCCCCAUCUCGCUCUCCGUUUGGAUAUCUCCUGGCUCAUCUAUUGAGAGACUAACCUAUCAAAGAGCAGGGGAAUAUAAUAACACAUCAUCACAUCUCCUUUGUAAUCCAUGGCUCUGCGCCUGGAGAGAAGUCGAUUCAGCCUCUCCCGAAAAACACGCACACACACACACACACACACACACACACACACACUAAAUCCCUACUGGAGGCUGAGUCUUUGAAACACAGAGAGAGGAGAGAGAGUCCGUGGAUAUUACUGAGACAUCUAGUCUCCUGCCGACUACGUAAUGUUAUCUACUGCAUUGAGUCGUGCUUCACCGGGUUGAUCUAUGAGUAAGAACUCUGAUGACCUGAGAACUAGGCCUUAACUAAACUUAGCCUAAUAACUGACAUAUCUUUCCCAUCAUAGGCAUGUGGUCCAUAUGUAUUCAGGAUGCUCUUUAGGAAGUGUCUGACCCUUGUACUGGCAUGAUUUGGGCUGUGUCUCAAAUAGCACCCUAUUCCCUAUUUAGUGCACUAUUUUUUGACCAGGGCCCAUAAGGUUCUGGUCAAAAGUAGUGCACUACAUAGUGAAUAGGGUGCGAUUUGGGAUGUGACCUUGGUCCACUAGUCCAGACCACUGGUAGGGUCAGAUCCCACUGAGUCAGAGCGGGUUUGAGACUUGCGUCAGAGCCCACUGGUGCUGGUAGGUCACUGUCAGUUCUUAGCAAGACUGUGUUGUAUUGUAGCUUGAGAAAUGGUUCUGUCUAUUCGGUGGCUCACAAGAUCAAAAGGCUUUAACUGGGUCACACUCACAAUUCAGAGAAGUUUGGGAUCCAGCUACUUCUCUAACUGUCCAGUAUUGGUCUCUGUCCUUUAGGACCUGAUGAGAAGCUUCUUCUCUUAAGCCUUGUUCACACUGUAGGCCUUAAUGUUCAAAAUCAGUUUUGUUUUUCAAAUCAGUUUUGGAUUACUGACUGUCCAAACAGCAAGUUACGUGACCAAAUCGGAUUUGUGUGUGUUCAGACAGCAGUCAUUUGCUGACAUUGCUACACUAGUUGACUUAGUAACAAUGGGUGUGUACGCAGUGGUAUAGGCUGAUUGGUGGUGGUUCACGUGCUUCCUAUCACUCAGAAGUUAUGUAGCAAGCUAAGGUGACAACAAUGCCUGCCAUGGACGUUUCCCAGUUGCUUUGAACGUUCAAAAUCGGAGUGUUUUGAACACAUUUAAAGCCUCAAAGGAUAAGAUGAUCCAACUUUCAAAAUGAAUGCUUUUUGGCUAGCCACAGCAGUCAACUAACUAGCUAGGUAGCUGUUUAACUUUCUAUCACGUUCACUAAUUUGUUUGUAAACAAUUAACAAGCUAGUUAGCUGCCAUAUGUUCUUGUCAAACUGUCAACAGAGUAGCUAGCAAGCAACAAGAUAUUCCAAAUAACCACUUGAGGGCAAAUAAAUCAGAUUUGACCUUUCAGACACAAGUCACAUGGGCAUGGUUUGAAAUGUGGCUUGAAAUAUUAGAUUCCAUGUGCUUUUCGUCUGUACAGACUGCAGGAAAAACAACAGAUUCUAAUCGGAUAUGCAAAUAAAUAGGACUUGAGUCACUUCAAACUGCCAAUGUGAACAUGGCUUAAAUGUCCAGUGUUGGUCUCUGUCCUUUAGGACCUGAAGGAUGAGACUAAGAAGGCCAGGAUGGCAGCAGCCAGAGCAGUGCUGGAGAAAUGCACCAUGAUGCUGCUCACUGCAUCCAAGGUAUGUACAUCCUACCACUACUGCUAAUGUAGUAGGUCAAAGCUGUGAGCUGGAAAACCUUAGUACUGCAUGGGUGAAAUUAGGCCUUGUGGUGGUCAUGUGAAUUUUCAUUCUUUUUCGGAUUCAAACCAGCCUAACCUCACUUAAAACAGUUUUUGUGUUAAAUAUACAGUGGGGAGAACAAGUAUUUGAUACACUGCCGAUUUUGCAGAUUUUCCUACUUACAAAGCAUGUAGAGGUCUGUAGUUUUUAUCAUAGGUACACUUCAACUGUGAGAGACGGAAUCUAAAACAAAAAUCCAGAAAAUCACAUUGUAUGAUUUUUAAGUAAUUAAUUUGCAUUUUAUUGAAUGACAUAAGUAUUUGAUCACCUACCAACCAGUAAGAAUUCCGGCUCUCACAGACCUGUUAGUUUUUCUUUAAGAAGCCCUCCUGUUCUCCACUCAUUACCUGUAUUAACUGCACCUGUUUGAACUCGUUACCUGUAUAAAAGACACCUGUCCACACACUCAAUCAAACAGACUCCAACCUCUCCACAAUGGCCAAGACCAGAGAGCUGUGUAAGGACAUCAGGGAUAAAAUUGUAGACCUGCACAAGGCUGGGAUGGGCUACAGGACAAUAGGCAAGCAGCUUGGUGGGAAGGCAACAACUGUAGGCGCAAUUAUUAGAAAAUGGAAGAAGUUCAAGAUGACGGUCAAUCACCCUCGGUCUGGGGCUCCAUGCAAGAUCUCACCUCAUGGGGCAUCAAUGAUCAUGAGGAAGGUGAGGGAUCAGCCCAGAACUACACGGCAGGACCUAGUCAAUGACCUGAAGAGAGCUGGGACCACAGUCUCAAAGAAAACCAUUAGUAACACACUACGCCGUCAUGGAUUAAAAUCCUGCAGCGCACGCAAGGUCCCCCUGCUCAAGCCAGGGCAUGUCCAGGCCCGUCUGAAGGUUGCCAAUGACCAUCUGGAUGAUCCAGAGGAGGAAUGGGAGAAGGUCAUGUGGUCUGAUGAGACAAAAAUAGAGCUUUUUGGUCUAAACUCCACUUGCUGUGUUUGGAGGAAGAAGAAGGAUGAGUACAACCCCAAGAACACCAUCCCAAUCGUGAAGCAUGGAGGUGGAAACAUCAUUCUUUGGGGAUGCUUUUCUGCAAAGGGGACAGGACGACUGCACCGUAUUGAGGGGAGGAUGGAUGGGGCCAUGUAUCGCGAGAUCUUGGCCAACAACCUCCUUCCCUCAGUAAGAGCAUUGAAGAUGGGUCGUGGCUGGGUCUUACAGCAUGACAACGACCCGAAACACACAGCCAGGGCAACUAAGGAGUGGCUCCGUAAGAAGCAUCUCAAGGUCCUGGAGUGGCCUAGCCAGUCUCCAGACCUGAACCCAAUAGAUCAUCUUUGAAGGGAGCUGAAAGUCCGUAUUGCCCAGCGACAGCCCCGAAACCUGAAGGAUGUGGAGAAGGUCUGUAUGGAGGAGUGGGCCAAAAUCCCUGCUGCAGUGUGUGCAAAACUGGUCAAGACCUACAGGAAACGUAUGAUCUCUGUAAUUGCAAACAAAGGUUUCUGUACCAAAUAUUAAGUUCUGCUUUUCUGAUGUAUCAAAUACUUAUGUCAUACAAUAAAAUGCAAAUAAUUACUUAAAAAUCAUACAAUGUGAUUUUCUGGAUUUUUGUUUUAGAUUCCGUCUCUCACAGUUGAAGUGUACCUAUGAUAAAAAUUACAGACCUCUACAUGCUUUGUAAGUAGGAAAACCUGCAAAAUCGGCAGUGUAUCAAAUACUUGUUCUCCCCACUGUAUAUAUAUAUAUGAGGUAGAGGGACUGUAUUACUACAAUUGAUUCCAAAUAUGGACUGUUUCUUCUUCUGCUGCUUGGUUUUCAAAUCAUGUGCCAGAUAAAAUCAUGAGUCUCUCUCUUCCCUGUAGACGUGUCUCAGACACCCUGACUGCGAGUCGGCGCGUAUCAACAAAGACGCCGUGUUUCACCGCAUGCGUUUCGCCCUGCAGCAGGUCAUCGAGAUCGUGACGGACACCCGGCCCUGCGGGGAGACCAAGGUCCUUCCCCUCAGCAUUUACACCGGCAUCAAGGACUUCAAGGUGGGACGACAGGGGAGGACCGAGCCUGGGGGCUCCUUCCAUAUGUUGUUGUCUUUUGUUCCACUUUGUAUUGUAACAAGGUUCUAAGUAACAAUGUGUUAUUACACUGUACUUGCCUGUGUUAAUACAGUAUGCCGCUUUAGGCCUGGACAUACAAAGAUGAAGCAUGCUAGGAGUUCUUUGCGAUUUCUUUAGAAUAAGUCAAUUAUCCUUAGACAACCUGAAAUGCCAGUAGCUUGUUUUUGAACUAGAUAAUAGACUGCACCAGAGAUCAUAGCGCUUUCUAAUGAUCUUCUCUGUCUCUGCCUGUGUCUGUGUCUCUGCCUGUGUCAAUUCAAUCAUUGGCAUGGAAAAUAGUUUUUGUAUUCACUAUUGUCUCUGUCUCUAUGUCUCUGUCUUUGUCUCUGUCUCUCUGUCUCUCUCUGUCUGUGUCUCUGUCUCUCUGUCUGUCUCUCUGUCUAUGUCUGUGUCUCUGUGUGUCUGUCUCUGUCUCUGAUCCCAGUCCAACGUGGAAGGUCUGCGUGAGGGUCUGUACUCGCUGCCCCACCAGGCUCUGUCUGGCCAGCUGGAUGCGGUGGUGGAGAGGACUGAGGACUUCACUGACUCGGCCUACACCAGCCAUGAGCACCGAGAGGGCAUCCUGCAGCUCUCCCAGCUAGCCCGCCAGGACACUGACCAGCUCAUCGCAGCCUGGAUGGAGGCGGUAUGUGGCAUUCACAGGGCAUACAUGCACAUGUAAACAGUCAUACAUGCAUACACAAACAUGUAUACAUGUACUCACACAGAUAUGUGAUAGAUAUGGACUCAUACGAAAAAGGCUCCUUAACAGCUUCUACCCCCAAGUCAUAAGACUGCUGAACAAUUAAUCAAAUGGCCACCCAGACUAUUUACAUUGACACCCCCCCUCCAUUUGUUUUUACACUGCUGCUACCCGCUGUCUAUUAUUUUACAUUUUAGUCAUUUAGCAGACGGUCUUAUCCAGAGCGACUUACAGUUAGUGAGUGCAUACAUUUUCAUACUGGCCCCGCGUGGGAAACGAACCCACAACCCUGGCGUUGCAAGCGCCAUGCUCUACCAACUGAGCUACAGGGGACUAUUAUCUAUGCAUAGUCACUUUACCCCUACCUACAUGUACAAAUUACCUAGACUAACCUGUACCCCCUGUAUAUAGCCUCGUUAUUGUUAUUUUAUUGUUACUUAGUAUUAUUUACUUUAGUUUAUUUUGUUAAUAUUUUCUUAACUCUUUCUUGAACUGCAUUGUUGGUUAAGGGCUUGUAAGUGAGCAUUUCACUGUAAGGUCUACACCUGUUGUAUUCGGCGCAUGUGACAAAUAAAGGUUGAUUUGAUUUUAAGAGCACACAUACAGUAUGUCAUGAUUUAGCACAUAUGAAUAUGCACAUUUACACGUAUAAAUACCCCCAGACUUUUGUUUCUGCACGCACAUUUGAUUAAACCUUUAUUUAACCAGGUUAGUCUCGUUGAGAUAAAAAUCUAUUGUUCAAGAGACACCUGGAACACACACAUUCACUUUCUCACUGUAUCUCCUUUCUAUAUUGUCAGUGAAUGUUCUUGAGCUGUCAAGUGAUUCUCUGGGUGACAAAUGGAUCACACUGCAGGAGUGUAGCUACAUUACCUUGUGUACUGUUGCUAGGUUUACAGAUAAUAUGGAGGAGAAGGAUAGAAUAUCCAGCCUUUUCACACUACCCUCCCACAUAAUACUAUACAGUACUAUUUUCCUUCAUUCACUAUAGGCCUAUUUCCAUACAGGAUUUACCCCAGUGUUUUACCCAAAAGUCUCAGACUUGUCUGUUUCCAUCUACGCGGGCCAGUACCCGUGUCUCACUGGACCAUAGAUCCGGCGGACCUGCUGUCACUUGGGGCCAAAACCAGGCCACUGGUACUUUUCCAGAACUUUAACACCUUCUCACAAAGCAACUGUUUUGAUUAUGCAGAGGUUGUUGAUUCUUCUCUUCACAAGUUCUCAUUGUCAGCCCUAGCUGUCCCUAGUAUAACAUAAGGGUGUAUACACUAGUGUAACACUGGUGUUGCAGUCGAAAAGCAGUACAUAGAUGUUGGAUCUAACUUGAAGUCAGCCUCGUUGUAUGAAUGGCUAUCCACUCGACUCCAUUGAUUACAUGGAACACAUUGUAUUCUCUGUCUCUCUCGACACCUCACUCAAAAGAUUCUCCUUGGACUCAAACUUGGAGGUUUUAUACAAUGUGUUUUUCUAUCGUUAUAACGAUGUGAAAGUAGAGGCCACAGUUCCACUGACAGAUUGAAUGGAAUCAGAGCUACAACACGUUGAAGGAUUGGCUCCCUAUUGAGACCCAUUUCCACAACGUGCGUCACUAGCUGGAUCCCAGGGUCUGUUCGUGUUUCUCUACUCAAUUCAGUAGAAACAGAGAGGGUGUGAGAAGGUGUGUUACUCCACUCAUUUAAGUGGAAACCGAGAGAGUGAGAUGAGGUAUGUUCCUUAUCUUAUUUCAGUAGAAACAGAGGGUGUGGUGAGUGGUUCAAAGACAAAUCAUCUGGUGCCUCCUGCUUGUUUGACAGUGUUUUUACACCCUGCUGUAAUCCUCUCUGUGCACGGUCGGUACUGCCCACCUGUCUCCUUGGCCUAAGAACCUGUGUCUGAAACUGUCAUGUUUCACAGGCUAUUGGUGAAGCAGAAGGGAUCUCUCUCUCUCUGACAGGGCCUGAGCAGGGCUGUGUGAUCUUGUGUGGGUCAGAAACUGACUCCUCCUUCCUCUGCAGAGACAGGCCACGUCCAAGGCAGCAGUCCAUGUGCAUGAUUUAUGUGACCACUCUUUAUCUUUUCUCCCUCCCUCCCCUUUUUUUUGUUUUUGUCUUUCUUUCAAGAAGCACUCUCUUAAUGCUAGAGAGGCCACGGAGGAGAUGGAGCUGUCUAUACUGAAGACCUGCCAAAGUGUCUACGAACUCCGCAGAGAGGUGAGUCCUGUAACCCUGCGCUCCUACUCAGAAUGCAUCACUGUCUGGCAUGCCAAGGGGUUCAGUCCUAGAGCAUUUCUGUACUCUCCAUCACAGUUUGUCUGUAUCCCUUGUCUUUGAUAUGCCCACAUUACUCUCUCUCUGUUUACUUCUUCUCUUUAUCCUCUAGAGUGUACACUGCCACUCUCCCUCUUUCUGUCUCUGACACUCUCCCUCUUUCUGUCUCUGACACUUCCUCUUUCUCUCUCUGACACUCCCUCUUUCUCUCUCUGCCACUCUCCCUCUUUCUCUCUGACAUUCUCCCUCUUUCUCUCUGACACUCUCCCUCUUUCUCUCUCUGACACUCUCCCUCUUUCUCUCUCUGACACUCUUCCUCUUUCUGUCUUUGACACUCUUCCUCUUUCUCUCUCUGACACUCCCUCUUUCUCUCUCUGACACUCCCUCUUUCUCUCUCUGACACUCUCCCUCUUUCUCUCUCUGACACUCUUCCUCUUUCUGUCUCUGACACUCUUCCUCUUUCUGUCUCUGACACUCUCCCUCUUUCUGUCUCUGACACUUCCUCUUUCUCUCUCUGACACUCCCUCUUUCUCUCUCUGCCACUCUCCCUCUUUCUCUCUCUGACACUCUCCCUCUUUCUCUCUCUGACACACUCCCUCUUUCUGUCUCUGACACUCUCCCUCUUUCUGUCUCUGACACUCCCUCUUUCUCUCUCUGACACUCCCUCUUUCUGUCUCUGACACUCUCCCUCUUUCUGUCUCUGACACUCUCCCUCUUUCUCUCUCUGACACACUCCCUCUUUCUGUCUCUGACACUCUCCCUCUUUCUCUCUCUGACACUCUCCCUCUUUCUCUCUCUGACACACUCCCUCUUUCUGUCUCUGACACUCUCCUUCUUUCUCUCUCUGACACUCCCUCUUUCUCUCUCUGACACUCUCCCUCUUUCUCUCUCUGACACUCUCCCUCUUUCUCUCUCCUCUUUCUCUCUUUCUGUCUUACUAUUCUUUUCUCUUUCCAUUGUGCAGCCAGGCGUACAAAAGAUACAAAAUGUUCACACAUAUUCACCCCCUCUCUUUCCCUCUCCCGUCCAGCUCCAUAAGGUGGCGGUGGGGAGGGCGGCGGACCUGCUGAAGCUGCAUGCGGAACACCUGCCUCUGCGGGCCCUGAAGGCCUCGGGGGGCGAGGGCAACCUGGAGGCCGUGGCAGAGUACGCCCGGACGCUUGGCGAACAGAAAGAACAGCUGGUGGAGGUGAGAGAAGCUCACUGGGCUGGGGAGGUUGACUUAAGUCUGUUGAAUCUCCUUGUUCAAGUCACCAUUGAAGCACAAUAAAGUAUUCAAUUCAAUCAACAAAAAUCCAACCUCAUAUCCAUCUCUAUGCCUGAGUAUAUGGACAUGGGAUGUGUGAUGUGGCCUACUGGCUUUGGAAGCCUUUAUGUAUUUUUCCAAUUGAAAUAUCUGGAUAAGUAUCUUGAUCUGUUGUUGGCAUCUACAUGUAGGUCUAUGUUUGCUGCUCAUAUCCAGUCAUAUUGAUGUUAGACGCCAAUGUUGUUUGUCCUGUUCCAGACGUGUCGUCUGCUGUGUCACGUCUCAGGGACAGAGCCUCUGGAGAUCACCUGUAUACACGCUGAGGAGACCUUCCACGUCAUCGGCCCACAGGUAACACACUCUGACAGGUAACACACACACUCUGACAGGUAACACACACACUCUGACAGGUAACACACACACACUGACAGGUAACACACACACACACACACUGACAGGUAACACACACACACAUACUGACAGGUAACACACACACACACACACUGACAGAUAACACACACACACACACACACUGACGGGUAACACACACACAGACACUGACAGGUAACACACACAGACACACACACACACUGACAGGUAACACACACACACACACUGACAGGUAACACACACUGAUAGGUAACACACACUGACAGGUAACACACACACACACUGACAGGUAAACACACACACACACAACACUGACAGGUUAACACACACCACACCACACACACACUGACAGGUAACACACACACACACACUGACAGGUAACACACACACACCACUCUGACAGGUCCACCACACACACACACCACACACACACACUGACAGGUAACACACACACACACUGACAGGUAACACACACACUGACAGGUAACACACACACACACUCUGACAGGUCACACACACACACACACACACACACACUGACAGGUAACACACACACACACACUGACAGGUAACACACACAGACACACACACACACUGACAGGUAACACACACACACCACACACACUGACAGGUAACACACACACACACACACACACACACACACUGACAGGUAACACACACUGACAGGUAACACACACACACACACUGACAGGUAACACACAACACACACACUGACAGGUAACACACACACACACUCUGACAGGUCACACACACACACACACACACACACACUGACAGGUAACACACACACACACUGACAGGUAACACACACACUGACAGGUAACACACACUGAGGACGGGGCCCUGAAGGGCCAAAACAAGACACAUGCUAUAGUCCUGAUCAUGUCUUCAUGUCUGAUACAAUCCAUGUUGUGACAGAAACUUGAUAAGCUGUAUAACCUCUCCAUUAUCAAGGUUCAGUUUGUCAGCACAUCCUCUGCCAUCUUGAUCCCCUGUAGCUUCACCCCCAUCCAUUAAACAUAGCCAACCAUUGCAGAAACAGACAUUAAGAUGACUUCAUCUGAUACAUGGAGAAAUAACUCAGACCACAUGACACAAGUCAGAGUGCAUCACCCCCAGUGUGCUGCAUUUAAUUGGCAAUUACCCGUGGGAGUCCCUUUAUUAUCAUUGAAAGACACGCACACACCAGUAUCAUCCCUCACUGCUGGGCGGUGGCUCCCCCUCUGUGACCUUAUUGAUUGGUUGACCUUUGAGCCUAUGAGCUCAGUCAUUACUGCGGGGUCAUGCAGCGUCUGACGUUACCGUGGGCGGAUCAUCACAUUUCACACUACACCCCCAGCAGCAGAUAAUAACCCUCCCAACGGCCUGGAAGACCAAACAUAAUUAGAAAAGUGGGGGACAAAACUGAUGCCCCGCUGAAGAUUGUGUGAAAUGGAACAAAUCCACCCCCACACUGAGAGGAAAUGAUCCGGUAUAACUCCUGUGUCUCUGCUCUCUCAUAGAAUAGUUAAACAUUGUAUGAGACUUAGGCCUGCUUCCAUUCAAAUCAAAUCAAAUGUUAUUUGCCACAUGCGCCGAAUACAACAGGUGUAGUAGACCUUACAGUGAAAUGCUUACUUACAAGCCCUUAACCAACAAUGCAGUUUUAUAAGAAAAUAAAAAAGUGUUAAGUAAAAAAUAGAUAAGUAAAAAAUAAAAAAUAGCAAAUAAUUAAAGAGCAGCAGUAAAAUAAAAUAACAGUAGGGAGGCUAUAUAAAUCAAAUCAAAUCAAAUCAAAUUGUAUUGGCCACAUGCGCCGAAUACAACAGGUGCAGACAUUACAGUGAAAUGCUUACUUACAGCCCUUAACCAACAGUGCAUUUAUUUUUAAUAAAAAAGUAAAAUAAAACAACAACAAAAAAGUGUUGAGAAUAAAAGUAUAAAAUAACAGUAGGGAGGCUAUAUAUACAGGGGGAGGUACCGGUGCAAAGUCAAUGUGCGGGGGCACCGGCUAGUUGAGGUUGUUGAAGUAAUAUGUACAUGUGGGUACCGGUACAUUUACAUUUAUAUUUACAUAAUUUAGCAGACGCUCUUAUCCAGAGCGACUUACAAAUUGGUGCAUUCAACUUAUACGGUACAGAGUCAAUGUGCGGGGGCACCGGUUAGUCAAGGUAAUAUGUACAUGUGGGUAGAGUUAAAGUGACUAUGCAGCGUAAAAGAGGGGGUUGGGUUGGGGUGGGGUGGGGUGGAGUGGGGGGGCAAUGCAAAUAGUCCGGGUAGCCAUGAUUAGCUGUUCAGGAGUCUUAUGGCUUGAGGGUAGAAGCUGUUAAGAAGCCUUUUGGACCUAGACUUGGCGCUCCGGUACCGCUUGCCGUGUGGUAGCAGAGAGAACAGUCUAUGACUAGGGUGGCUGGAGUCUUUGAUAAUUUUUAGGGCUUUCCUCUGACACCGCCUGGUAUAGAGGUCCUAGUCUUUUGGUCUAGGUCCAAAAUACUUCUCAACAGCUUCUACCCCCAAGCCAUAAGACUCCCGAACAGCUAAUCAUGGCUACCCGGACUAUUUGCACUGCCCCCCCACCCCAUCCUUUUUACGCUGCUGCUACUCUGUUAAGUAUUUAUGCAUAGUCACUUUAACUCUACCCACAUGUACAUAUUACCUCAACUACCUCAACUAGCCGGUGCCCCCGCACAUUGACUCUGCAACGGUACCCUCCUGUAUAUAUAGCCUCCCUACUGUCACUUUAUUUUACUUCUGCUCUUUUUUUCUCAACACUUUUUUUGUUGUUGUUUUAUUCUUACUUUUUUUGUUUAAAAUAAAUGCACUGUUGGUUAAGGGCUGUAAGUAAGCAUUUCACUGUAAUGUCUGCACCUGUUGUAUUUGGCGCAUGUGACCAAUAAAAUUUGAUUUGAUUUGAGAUGGCAGGAAGCUUGGCCCCAGUGAUGUACUGGGCCGUACACACUACCCUCUGUAGUGCCUUGCGGUCGGAGGCCGAGCAGUUGCCAUACCAGGCGGUGAUGCAACCAGUCAGGAUGCUCUCGACGGUGCAGCUGUAUAACUUUUUGAGGAUCUGAGGACCCAUGCCAAAUCUUUUUAGUCUCUUGAGGGGGCUUUGUCGUGCCCUCUUCACGACUGUCUUGCUGUGUUUGGACCAUGAUAGUUUGUUGGUGAUGUGGACAUCAAGGAAAUUGAAGCUCUCAACCUGUUCCACUACAGCCCCAUCGUGGAGAAUGGGGGCGUGCUCAGUCCUCUUUUUUUCCUGUAGUCCACAAUCAUCUCUUUUGUCUUGAUUACGUUGAGGGAGAGGUUGUUAUCCUGGCACCACAUGGCCAGGUCUCUGACCUCCUCCCUAUAGGCUGUCUCAUCGUUGUCGGUGAUCAGGCCUACCACUGUUGUGUCGUCGGCAAACUUAAUGAUGGGUCGUGCCUGGCCAUGCAGUCAUGGGUGAACAGGGAGUACAGGAGGGGACUGAGCAUGCACCCCUGAGGGGCCCCCGUGUUGAGGAUCAGCAUGGCAGAUGUGUUGUUACCUACCCUUACCACCUGGGGGCGGCCCGUCAGGAAGUCCAGGAUCCAGUUGCAGAGGGAGGUGUUUAGUCCCAGGUUCCUAAGCUUAGUGAUGAGCUUUGAGGGCACUACAGUCGCUGUCAAAAGUUUUGAGAAUGACACAAGUAUUGGUCUUCACAAAGUUCGCUGAGAUAUUUUUGUCAGAUGUUACUAUGGUAUACUGAAGUAUAAGUACAAGCAUUCCAUAAGUGUCAAAGGCUUUUAUUGACAAUUACAUUAAGUUUAUGCAAAGAGUCAAUAUUUGCAGUGUUGACCCUUCUUUUUCAAGACCUCUGCAAUCCGCCCUGGCAUGCUGUCAAUUAACUUCUGGGCCACAUCCUGACUGAUGACAGCCCAUUCUUGCAUAAUCAAUGCUUGGAGUUUGUCAGAAUUUGUGGGUUUUUGUUUGUCCACCCGCCUCUUGAGGAUCGACCACAAGUUCUCAAUGGGAUUAAGGUCUGGGGAGUUUCCUGGCCAUGGACCCACAUUUUUUAUGUUUUGUUCCCCGAGCCACUUAGUUAUCACUUUUGCCUUAUGGCAAGGUGCUCCAUCAUGCUGGAAAAGGCAUUGGUCGUCACCAAACUGUUCUUGGAUGGUUGGGAGAAGUUGCUCUCGGAGGAUGUGUUGGUAUCAUUCUUUAUUCAUGGCUGUGUUCUUAGGCAAAAUUGUGAGUGAGCCCACUCCCUUGACUGAGAAGCAACCCCACACAUGAAUGGUCUCAGGAUGCUUUACUGUUGGCAUGACACAGGACUGAUGGUAGCGCUCACCUUGUCUUAUCCGGACAAGGUGUUUUCCAGAUGCCCCAAACAAUCGGAAAGGGGAUUCACUUUACCCCAGUCCUCAGCAGUCCAAUCCCUGUACCUAUUGCAGAAUAUCAGUCUGUCCCUGAUGUUUUUCCUGGAGAGAAGUGGCUUCUUUGCUGCCCUUCUUGACACCAGGCCAUCCUCUAAAAGUCUUCGCCUCACUGUGCGUGCAGAUGCACUCACACCUGCCUGCUGCCAUUCCUGAGCAAGCUCUGCACUGGUGGUGCCCCGAUCCCACAGCUGAAUCAACUUUAGGAGACGGUCCUGGCUCUUGCUGGACUUUCUUGGGCGCCCUGACGCCUUCACAACAAUUGAACCUCUCUCCUUGAAGUUCUUGAUGAUCCGAUAAAUGGUUGAUUUAGGUGCAAUCUCACUAGCAGCAAUAUCCUUGCCUGUGAAGCCCUUUUUGUGCAAAGCAAUGAUGACGGCACGUGUUUCCUUACAAGUAACCAUGGUUAACAGAGGAAGGACAAUGAUUUCAAGCACCACCCUCCUUUUAAAGCUUCCAGUCUGUUAUUUUAACUCAAUCAGCAUGACAGAGUGAUCUCCAGCCUUGUCCUCGUCAACACUCUCACCUGUGUUAACGAGAGAAUCACUGACAUGAUGGCAGCUGGUCCUUUUGUGGCAGGGCUGAAAUGCAGUGGAAAUGUUUUUUUGGGGAUUAAGUUCAUUUUCAUGGCAAAGAGGGACUUUGCAAUUAAUUGCAAUUCAUCUGAUCACUCUUCAUGCCAUUCUGGAGUAUAUGCAAAUUGCCAUCAUCAAAACCGAGGCAGCAGACUUUGUGAAAAUCUGUAUUUGUGUCAUUCUCAACUUUUGACCACGACUGUAUGGUGUUGAACGCUGAGCUGUAGUCAAUGAAUAGCAUUCUCACGUAGGUGUUCCUCUUGUCCGGGUGGGAAAGGGCAGUGUGGAGUGCAAUAGAGAUUGCAUUAUUGUGGAUCUGUUGGGGCGGUAUGCAAAUUGGAGUGGUUCUAGGGUUUCUGGGAUAAUGGUGUUGAUAUGAGCCAUGAUCAGCCUUUCAAAUGACUUCAUGGCUACAGACGUGAGUGCUGCGGGUCGGUGGUCAUUUAGGCAGGUUAUCUUAGUGUUCUUGGGCACAGGGACUAUGGUGGUCUGCUUGAAACAUGUUGGUAUUACAGACUCAGUCAGGGACAUGUUGUAAAUGUCAGUGAAGACACUUGCCAGUUGGUCAGCAUAUGCUCGGAGUACACAUCCUGGUAAUCCGUCUGGCCCCGCGGCCUUGUGAAUGUUGACCUGCUUAAAAGUCUUACUCACAUCAGCUACGGAGAGCGUGAUCACAUAGUCAUCCGGAACAACUGAUGCUCUCAUGCAUGCUUCAGUGUUGCUUGCCUCGAAACAAGCAUAGAAGUGAUUUAGCUCGUCUGGUAGGCUUGUGUCACUGGGCAGCUCCUGGCUGUGCUUCCCUUGUAGUCUGUAAUAGUUUUCAAGCCCUGCGACAUCCGACGAGCGUUAGAGCCGGUAUAGUACGAUCUUAGUCCUGUAUUGACUCUUUGCCUGUUUGAUGGUUCGUCGGAGGGCAUAGCGGGAUUUCUUAUAAGCUUCCGGGUUAGAGUCCCGCUCCUUGAAAGCCGCAGCUCUAACCUUUAGCUCAGUGCGAAUGGUGCCUGUAAUCCAUGGCUUCUGGUUGGGGUAUGUACGUACAGUCACUGUGGGGACGACGUCAUCGAUGCACUUGUUGAUGAAGCCAGUGACUGAUGCGGUGUACUCCUCAAUGCUAUCGGAAGAAUCCCGGAAUAUAUUCCAGUCUGUGCUAGCAAAACAGUCCUGUAGCUUAGCAUCUGCGUCAUCUGACCACUUCCUUAUUAACUGAGUCACUGGUGCUUCCUGCUUUAGUUUUUGCUUAUAAGCAGGAAUCAGGAGGAUAUAAUUAUGGUCAUAUUUGCCAAAUGGAGGGCGAGGGAGAGCUUUGUAGGCGUCUCUGUGUGUGGAGUAAAGGAGGUCUAGAGUUUUUUUUCCUCUGGUUGCACAUUUAACAUGCUGGUAGAAAUUAAGUAGAACGGAUUUAAGUUUCCCUGCAUUAAAGUCCCCGGCCACUAGGAGCGCUGCCUCUGGAUGAACGUUUUCCUGUUUACUUAUGGCCUUAUACAUUUACAUUUUAGUCAUUUAGCAGACGCUCUUAUCCAGAGCGACUUACAGUUAGUGAAUGCAUACAUGUAUACAGCUCAUUGAGUGCAAUCUUAGUGCCAGCAUCGGUUUGUGGUGGUAAAUAGACAGCUACGAAAAAUAUAGAUGUAAUCUCUCUUGGUAAAUAGUGUGUUCUACAGCUUAUCAUGAGAUACUCUACCUCAAAUCACAAUCUCCUUUUCUUGGGCCCCUUGUUGGUCUUCCCUCAAAGAAUCAACUGUUCUGGAUAGGUUGAGUAACACAGUAAUAGCUCCACUCAAGGCAGCGUUUCCCGUGUGGGGUCGCCUGAUUUGGAAAUGGGGUCGCGAGAGAAAUGGUGAAAGAAAAUGUAGAACCAAAAAAUGUAAAACUGUUUUCCUCCUACACAUCUUUUGAACAGUUUAAGCUACAAAAUAUUAUGACCCCAUCACUGAAAGAUAAGACUCUCAGGAACACGUUUGUGUCUGUUUCCUUCUACAAUGGCCACAAGCCUCAUUAGAACAGAGUGGACAAGACCAGGCACUAAAUCAGACUGGGGGGAAAAGGUCAUGAAUGAUGAUGUUAUUUUCUACACAGGAAGGUCGUACAAAAAUAUUAGCUGAUGAUCUUCUGAACUUCCCAAUACCUUUUUGAUGCAUUUCAGUCACUUCAAACCAGUACUUUUGAAAUACUGUCAAAAGUAAUGUCAGACUAAUUUGUAAUAGACUGUCAAAUAAAAAAGUUAACAUUGGCCGUUGAUUACAUUACUUUUGUUACAUGGUGGGGUCACAAAUACAAUUUGAUAUCAAAAUGGGUCGUGGGCCAAAAAAGUUUGGGAACCCCUGACUUAAGGUAGAACUUUGUGAACCUUAUCAAAACACUUUAACAGUCCAAUACAGUGUAAAACAUAGCUCCUCCCUCUGCUCACUCCCUCUCUCUCUCCUGUCAGAUCAUCUCUGCAGCACAGACGCUGGCCCUUCACCCAUCCAGUAAGAUUGCCAAGGAGAAUCUGGAUGUGUUCUGUGAGGCCUGGGAGUCCCAGCUCUGCGACAUGGCCGUGCUGCUAAGGGAGAUCAACGACGUGUUCGAGGGCCGCCGAGGUAGGGCUGCCAGUGGUAGGAGAGGGGGAGAGGGAUCCUGGUCGCAGGAGAGGGUUGUCGUAGGACAACUCACUACAAGCCGUGGUUGUUUUUACUCUCUGUCUCUCGCUGAUCUGCGGUACUCUAAUAUGUAUUGAUCCUAUUCAUAGACAGUUGAAUGUCUAUAACCGUAGUUGUUUGUAUUAUCUGACACAAUCUCUGUCAGGGAGGGGAUGUCAGAUUAAAGCACCAUCAACAGGAUACCUCUGAUCGAGUCGGAGAUACAAACCGUUCUGUUACAUGCCUGACAGCCAGUGUGUGCGCACGCGCGUUCGUUUGUGCAUUUGUGUCCCAGCGUGGUGAUGCCAGACGUUUCUCAGAGCUCUCUCCCAGCCCGCAGCGUGAUUCCUAUCAUCCGUAACCUCUGUGGCGUGUCACGGUGCCAGUAUUUAUGGGCUACGAUCCUAAUGACAAGCAGCGAGAGAGACGACGUCCCCCUGCUAAAGCCAUUGAAUAGAGGAGGAACAAGGAUAAAUGUCCCUCCCUGGUGGAAGUUUAACGAUGAACUUCACACUGUUCCCUCGAGUCGUGGCUCUCACAUAGCAAAAGUGCUAUUAUUCCUCUGGUACAACUGGUAGGGGUGUGUGUUUAUCUUUGUGUGUGUGUGUGUGUGUGUGUGUGUGUGUGUGUGUGUGUGUGUGUGUGUGUGUGUGUGUGUGUGUGUGUGUGUGUGUGUGUGUGUGUGUGUGUGUGCGUGUGGAGGGGGUGUGGUACUCAAGCGACACAGACAAGCCCUCCAAAAAGCUGCAAAGCUUUUAUGUGAAGUAAUGCUCCUUUUACGGCAGUGCCUCAUAAGCCGUUAAACACGUCAGUGAUGUUUAUCACACCCUCACCACCCCUGUAAAUUCUACUUAAAUGUCCCUUUACCGGGACUUAGAGAGUGAGGCUGAAGAUCUCAGCACCUGACAAGAAAUCUGUUGAGUUGAUUGGUUGCACUCCAUUUGAAGUCUGAUAGAGGAUGUGUUAGGGAUAAUCAACUGUAGUAUGAUAGAGGAUGUGUUAGGGAUAAUCAACUGUAGUAUGAUAGAGGAUGUGUUGGGGAUAAUCAACUGUAGUAUGAUAGAGGAUGUGUUGGGGAUAAUCAACUGUAGUAUGAUAGAGGAUGUGUUGGGGAUAAUCAACUGUAGUAUGAUAGAGGAUGUGUUGGGGAUAAUCAACUGUAGUAUGAUAGAGGAUGUGUUAGGGAUAAUCAACUGUAGUAUGAUAGAGGAUGUGUUGGGGAUAAUCAACUGUAGUAUGAAAGAGGAUGUGUUAGGGAUAAUCAACUGAAUCCCUCCCUUUUAGUAUAUUUUCAUGGGUUGGAAUGAAAGGCAGGAAACCAUUUGAAAAUACAGGAAACAAAAGUACAUAGGGCAUUUCAAAAGGCACACAAUAAUUUAGCUGGAAAAUGAUUUUACCAAACUAACCUUGUGAUCCAAUGCCCAGAAUAUGACUUUAAAAAAUAUAUUUCCUCAAAAUACGUUCUUUCUUUCUGAUUAAUUACAGGUGAUAAGAGAGCCUACUUGUCGCUUCCCAGACCAGGGGUGAGUAUCAGAAUAUUCAAUGUUAUGACUGGUGGAUAUUUCUUAUUUCAUUUUAUUCAAAUUACUUUCCAUAAUUUCCUCCUUUAAUAUCACUCAUCCUGUCAAACAUUUUCUCCCCCCAGAAACAUUCAGCCAACCUGAAGACGGUGAAGGCUGUCAAGCUAGAUGCGGAGGUAUAACUUAAUCAUCAAUGACACAAUACACCUCACAUAGGCUGUGUCCCAAAUCAAAUGUACUCUAUUCCCCCCCCAGGGGCCCUGGUCAAAAGAAGUGCACUAUAUAGGGGAUAGGGUGCCAUUUGGGACGCAUCUAUUACCUCUACUUCCUCACCCUGACAGGUGAAUUCAUUCUGCAGGAAAUUAAUAACUGUUCAAACACACUAUUGCGGAAUCAUGGCGAUAUUGCAGGAACCAUGGUCUGCUAGAUUUUAGCAGUACUCUGUCAGUCAUGACUGGGAAUGCAGGGUCUAGAGUGUUUUAUGUGUAACUUAGUACACAAUAUGAUAAUCAAUAAUUGGAAAUGAUUAGGAAAUAUUGUGGCUGAUUGAUAAUGCAUGACAUUGAGAGGUGAAGUGCAGAACUGAGUUUUAUAUUCAAACUGAUAAUGCAUGAUUAUGAAUGAUCGUGAAUCACUAACACAGAUGAUAAUGAAUGAAUGAUGAUAUCUAUAAAGUAAUCUACUUAUUGCUCAAGGACCACCCAAUAUUGCCUGACCUUAUACCUAAGCAGCCUGGGCAGGUUUCCCAAAAGCAUCUUAAGGCGAAGUUCUUCGUUUGAACCUUUGUAGGAACAUCGUUAAAUCUCCAAUAUUUUUCCAAAAACCAUUGUUUCUGAAAUUGCACUUGAAAAGGCUUGUUAAUUAACGACUGCCUCAGACCACUAGUAGAACAGCUAAGUGCCUGGUUAGAUGUUUAUCUGUCUUUCUGUGACCACCGAUAACUGCAGAACGAAUGUGACUACAAAUAGAAAGUUGCCAAUGUCUAGGCAAUUGUUACAAACAAGCGAAGGAUAUACCGAGAUGACUGUAUUAACAGAUACUGUAUAGGCUACAUAGACCACAUAGACUGCUCAAAAAAAUAAAGGGAACAUUAAACAACACAAUGUAACUCCAAGUUAAUCACACUUCUGUGAAAUCAAACAGGAAGCAACACUGAUUGACAAUACAUUUCACAUGCUGUUGUGCAAAUGAAAUCAAACAGGAAGCAACACUGAUUGACAAUACAUUUCACAUGCUGUUGUGCAAAUGGAAUAGACAACAGGUGGAAAUUAUGAAUGGUGGUGACCACAGAGCACUUCUCAGUUCCUAUGCUUCCUGGCUGAUGUUUUGGUCACUUUUGAAUGCUGGCGGUGCUUUCACUCUAGUGGUAGCAUGAGACGGAGUCUACAACCCACACAAGUGGCUCAGGUAGUGCAGCUCAUCCAGGAUGGCACAUCAAUGCGAGCUGUGGCAAGAAGGUUUGCUGUGUCUGUCAGCGUAGUGUCCAGAGCAUGGAGGCGCUACCAGGAGACAGGCCAGUACAUCAGGAGACGUGGAGGGGGUCGUAGGAGGGCAACAACCCAGCAGCAGGACUGCUACCUCCGCCUUUGUGCAAGGAGGAGCAGGAGGAGCACUGCCAGAGCCCUGCAAAAUGACCUCCAGCAGGCCACAAAUGUGCAUGUGUCUGCUCAAAUGGUCAGAAACAGACUCCAUAAGGGUGGUAUGAGGGCCCGACGUCCACAGGUGGGGGUUGUGCUUACAGCCCAACACUGUGCAAGACGUUUGGCAUUUGCCAGAGAACACCAAGAUUAGCAAAUUCACCACUGGCGCCCUGUGCUCUUCACAGAUGCAACAUCCUCCAGCAUGACCGGUUUGGCGGUGGGUCAGUCAUGGUGUGGGGUGGCAUUUCUUUGGGGGGCCGCACAGCCCUCCAUGUGCUCGUCAGAGGUAGCCUGACUGCCAUUAGGUACCGAGAUGAGAUCCUCAGACCCCUUGUGAGACCAUAUGCUGGUGCGGUUGGCCCUGGGUUUCUCCUAAUGCAAGACAAUGCUAGACCUCAUGUGGCUGGAGUGUGUCAGCAGUUCCUGCAAGAGGAAGGCAUUGAUGCUAUGGACCGCCCGUUUCCCAGACCUGAAUCCAAUUGAGCACAUCUGGGACAUCAUGUCUCGCUCCAUCCACCAACGCCACGUUGCACCACAGACUGUCCAGGAGUUGGUGGAUGCUUUAGUCCAGGUCUGGGAGGAGAUUCCUCAGGAGACCAUCCGCCACCUCAUCAGGAGCAUGCCCAGGCGUUGUAGGGAGGUCAUACAGGCACGUGGAGGCCACACACACUACUGAGCCUCAUUUUGACUUGUUUUAAGGACAUUACAUCAAAGUUGGAUCAGCCUGUAGUGUGGUUUUCCACUUUAAUUUUGAGGGUGACUCCAAAUCCAGACCUCCAUGGGUUGAUAAAUUUGAUUUCCAUUGAUAAUUCUUGUGUGAUUUUGUUGUCAGCACAUUCAACUAUGUAAAGAAAAAAGUAUUUAAUAAGAUUACUUCAUUCAUUCAGAUGUAGGAUGUGUUAUUUUAGUGUUCCCUUAAUUUUUUUGAGCAGUGUAUUUCAAUUGAGUUUUAUUCAAUUGAGUUUUAUUAUUUAGCUAUUUGUACGCUACUGUUUGUAGUUUUUGCCUCAAUAUAUUUCAUGAUGUGUAACAACAUGCGCGCAAUGAUGUUUCAAAUCUUGAUUUAGUGCAUUAUUAUAGGGUAAGCAUUAGAAUAAUAAGCCGCCUCAAUAUUUGUAGCCAUAGGUGAUAAUAUCUCUUAGGAGCUGAUCCGUCGUCAGUAUUAUGGAAUAAUUCUAAUGUUAAGGUAUGAUUUGAAAGGGAGAAGGCUGAUCCGAGAGCAGUGCUGUCUUUCUUUCGAUCCUAUCAGUAUCGACACAUGCCUCAACGACGCACUUAGUAAACGUUCUCUCUGCGUGGUGUUUUGGGAAACGCAUGCUUCGGCCGUUGUAGGAAAGAUGCAUCGUUAAAACACUCUUAAGCCUAAAUUCCAUCGCAAAAAGAAAAAAACUGGGUCCUGGUUUGUUCUGUACUUUCGGAUGGAAUUAUGAACUAAUAAGGGACCCAUUAUCUUUCUUUCUUUCUUCAGGAGCAGAGCACCAUAGCCAAGCUGGGUCUAGAGCUGCGUCUGUUGACCUCAGAUGUGGACACGGAGGUGGAGAAGUGGGAGGACCAGGAGCAUGACAUCAUCCGCCAGGGCCAGAGCAUGUCCAGCAUGGCCUACUCCAUAUACCUCUUCACCAGGUAGACCGUCUGUCUGUCUGUCUGGUUGGUUUUGUGUCACAGAAGAAUGCAACUCCUUUUACCGCAAGGUACUUUGCACCAGCCAGGUAUUGACCACCAGCCAGGUAUUGAUCACCAGCCAGGUAUUGACUACAUCUGUAUGGAUAUAGAAGUAGAGGACACAGAUGCUAUCACAAAUCUUGUUGCUAUGAUGUGCAUAGUUAAUUUAGAAAAGUAUGUGGACACUCCUUCAAAUUAGUGGAUAAGCUAUGGUAUAAAAUCAAGCACACCGCCAUGCAAUCUCCAUAGACAAACAUUGGCAGUAGAAUGUCUCGUACUGAAGAGCUCAGUGACUUUCAACGAUGCCACCAUUCCAACAAGUCAGUUCGUCAAAUUUCUGCCCUGCUAGAGCUGCCCGGGUCAACUGUAAGAGCUGUUAUUGUGAAGUGGAAACGUCUAGGAGCAACAACGGCACACAGAACGGGACUGCCGAGUGCUGAAGCGCAUAGUUCGUAGAAAUCGGCUGUCCUCGGUUGCAACACUCACUACCGAGUUCCAAACUGCCUCUGGAAGCAACGGCAGCACAAUAACUGUUCGUUGGGAGAUUCAUGAAAUGGGUUUCCAUGGCCGAACAGCCGCACACAAGCCUAAGAUCCCCAUGCGCAAUGCCAAGCGUUGGCUGGAGUGGUGUAAAACUCGCCGCCAUUGGACUCUGGAGCAGUGGAAACGCUUUCUCUGGAGUGAUGAAUCGCGCUUCACCAUCUGGCAGUCCGACGGACAAAUCUGGGUUUGGCGGAUGCCAGGAGAACGCUACCUGCCCCAAUGUUUAGUGCCAACUGUAAAGUUUGGUGGAGGACAAAUAAUGGUCUGGGGCUGUCAUGGUUCGGGCUAGGCCCCUUAGUUCCAGUGAAGGGAAAUCUUAACGCUACAGCAUACAAUUACCUUCUAGACAAUUCUGUGCUUACAACUUUGUGGCAACAGUUUGGGGAAGGCCCUUUCCUGUUUCAGCAUGACAAUGCCCCAGUGCACUAAGCGAGGUCCAUACAGAAAUGGUUUGUCGAGAUCGGUGUGGAAGAACUUGACUGGCCUGCACACAACCCCAUCGAACACCUUUGGGAUGAAUUGGACCACAGACUGCGAGCCAGGCCUAAUCGCCCAACAUCAGUGCCUAACCUCACUAAUGCUUGUGGCUGAAUUGAAGCAAGUCCCCGCAGCAAUGUUCCAACAUCUAGUGGAAAGCCUUCACAGAAGAGUGGAUGCUGUUAUAGCAGCAAAGGGGGACCAACUCCAUAUUAAUGUCUAUGAUUUUGGCCAUGUAGUGUACUUCAUCAGUUGUGUCAUCAGGUAAUAUUUAAUUCACUCAGUUCUGUUUUUCGUUCAUUUCCUGUAUCGAUUGUGCAGGGGGGAGGGCCUACUGAAGACAACCACAGAUCUGUUCCACCAGGCUGAGGUAAAGUACUGUACACGUCCCCUGUCCUCCUCUCCACUCAUCCCUCUCCUCUCCCUUCAUCCCCCUCUACUUCAUACAGGGCUUUAAUUGAAUAUGUCCCAGGUGCCAUUAAACACAACCACGUCCCUGGGAGAAGACAGAAUCAAUACACUAUUAAAAGGCCCAAGACAAUACUUUGCCUGUGGUAAGGAGAGGAUGAGUAGGGGAGCAGAGUGCCCCGGCCUGAGCUUAAUAUAAAGAGAGCAGGAGAGAGACGGAGAGAGGCAGAGAGAGAGAGGCAGAGAGAGAGAGGCAGAGAGAGAGAGGCAGAGAGAGAGAGGCAGAGAGAGAGAGGGAGAGAGAGAGAGGCAGAGAGAGGGAGACAGAGAGACACAACCAUAGAGACGCAAAUAUACUUUAUAUAACCUUUUCACACAGCAAAAUGUAACCUGCAAUUAUCGUAAUUGGCUUUUGAAUUUGAAAACCUACAGUGUGUUCUGGUCUUGUUCACAUCCUCCCAGCUACUUACAAUACAGCCAAUGAGUGUAAUUGACAAGACUUGGCUGAUAGAUUUGCCAGACCAGUGUUCAGAAUGUUCUGCCUGUGAAGUUAGUCAUGUUUUUCUCUCUUUGUAUCCUUCUGUUUUAAUCUCUUUCUCUUUCUGCAGGUGCUUUCUGAGGAGGGACUCCAGCUGUGUUCUUCACUACACACUUUCUCCACCAAGGUACACAACCACGGACGGACGCACGCACUCACGCAACCACACACAGGCUCCGAGACAGCUUCUACCCCAAGCCAUAAGACUGCUAAAUAGCCAGACUGCUAAAUAGCCAGACUGCUAAAUAGUCAAUUAAUGGUACCCGAACUGCACUGACUAUCUUGCUCUGACCCUACGCACACUCACUAGACUAUAUAUACACACCACAUACACACUCACUAGACUAUAUAUACACACCACAUACACACUCACUAGACUAUAUAUACACACCAUACACACACUCACUAGACUAUAUAUACACACCAUACACACACUCACUAGACUUUAUAUACACACCACAUACACACUCACUAGACUAUAUAUACACACCAUAUACACACUCACUAGACUAUAUAUACACACCAUAUACACACUCACUAGACUAUAUAUACACUCCAUAUACACACUCACUAGACUAUAUAUACACACCAUAUACACACUCACUAGACUAUAUAUACACACCAUAUACACACUCACUAGACUAUAUAUGCACACACUCACUAGACUAUAUAUACACACCAUAUACACACUCACUAGACUAUAUAUACAUACCACAUACACACUCACUAGACUAUAUAUACACACCACAUACACACUCACUAGACUAUAUAUACACACCAUAUACACACUCACUAGACUAUAUAUACACACCAUAUACACACUCACUAAACUAUAUAUACACACCAUAUACACACUCACUAGACUAUAUAUACACACCACAUACACACUCACUAGACUAUAUAUACACACCAUACACACACUCACUAGACUUUAUAUACACACCAAAUACACACUCACUAGACUUUAUAUACAGUGAGGGAAAAAAGUAUUUGAUCCCCUGCUGAUUUUGUACGUUUGCCCACUGACAAAGAAAUGAUCAGUCUAUAAUUUUAAUGGUAGGUUUAUUUGAACAGUGAGAGACAGAAUAACAACAACAAAAUCAAGAAAAACUCAUGUCAAAAAUGUUAUAAAUUGAUUUGCAUUUUAAUGAGGGAAUUAAGUAUUUGACCCCCUCUCAAUCAGAAAUAUUUCUGGCUCCCAGGUGUCUUUUAUACAGGUAACGAGCUGAGAUUAGGAGCACACUCUUAAAGGGAGUGCUCCUAAUCUCAGUUUGUUACCUGUAUAAAAGACCCCUGUCCACAGAAGCAAUCAAUCAAUCAGAUUCCAAACUCUCCACCAUGGCCAGGACCAAAGCGCUCUCCAAGGAUGUCAGGGACAAGAUUGUAGACCUACACAAGGCUGGAAUGGGCUGUAAGACCAUCGCCAAGCAGCUUGGUGAGAAGGUGACAACAGUUGGUGCGAUUAUUCGCAAAUGGAAGAAACACAAAAGAACUGUCAAUCUCCCUCGGCCUGGGGCUCCAUGCAAGAUCUCACCUCGUGGAGUUGCAAUUAUCAUGAGAACGGUGAGGAAUCAGCCCAGAACUACACGGGAGGAUCUUGUCAAUGAUCUCAAGGGCAUUGAAGAUGGGGUCGUGGAUGGGUAUUCCAGCAUGACAGUGACCCAAAACACACGGCCAAGGCAACAAAGGAGUGGCUCAAGAAGAAGCACAUUAAGGUCCUGGAGUGGCCUAGCCAGUCUCCAGACCUUAAUCCCAUAGAAAAUCUGUGGAGGGAGCUAAAGGUUCGAGUUGCCUAACGUCAGCCUCGAAACCUUAAUGACUUGGAGAAGAUCUGCAAAGAGGAGUGGAACAAAAUCCCUCCUGAGAUGUGUGCAAACCUGGUGGCCAACUACAAGAAACGUCUGACCUCUGUGAUUGCCAACAAGGGUUUUGCCACCAAGUACGAGGUCAUGUUUUGCAGAGGGGUCAAAUACUUAUUUCCCUCAUUAACAUUUUUAACAUGCGUUUUUCUGGAUUUUUUUUAUUUUAUUCUGUCUCUCACUGUUCAAAUAAACCUACCAUUAAAAUUAUAGACUGAUCAUGUCUUUGUCAGUGGGCAAACGUACAAAAUCAGCAGGGGAUCAAAUACUUUUUCCCCCUCACUGUACACACCAUAUACACACUCACUAGACUUUAUAUACACACCAUAUACACACUCACUAGACUUUAUAUACACACCAUAUACACACUCACUAGACUAUAUAUACACACCAUAUACACACUCACUAGACUUUAUAUACACACCACAUACCCACUCACUAGACUAUAUAUACACACCAUAAACACACCAUAUACACACUCACUAGACUAUAUAUACACUCCAUAUACACACUCACUAGAAUGUAUAUACAGUUGAAGUCGGAAGUUUACAUACACAAGGUUGGAGAAGUAGAAGCUUCUGAUAGGCUAAUUGACAUCAUUUGAGUCAAUUGGAGGUGUACCUGUCAAUGUAUUUCAAGGCCUACCUUCAAACUCAGUGCCUCUUUGCUUGACAUCAUGGGAAAAUCUAAAGAAAUCAGCCAAGACCUCAGAAAGAAAUUGUAGACCUCCACAAGUCUGGUUCAUCCUUGGGAGCAAUUUCCAAACGCCUGAAGGUACCACGUUCAUCUAUACAAACAAUAGUACGCAAGUAAACACCAUGGGACCACGCAGCCAUCAUACCGCUCAGAAAGGAGACGCAUUCUGUCUCCUAGAGAAGAACGUACUUUGGUGCGAAAAGUGCAAAUCAAUCCCAGAACAACAAUAAAGGACCUUGUGAUGUUGCUAGAGGAAACAGGUACAAAAUGAUCUAUAUCCACAGUAAAACGAGUCCUAUAUCGACAUAACCUGAAAGGCCGCUCAGCAAGUAAGAAGCCAUUGCUCCAAAACCGCCAUAAAAAAGCCAGACUACGGUUUGCAACUGCACAUGGGGACAAAGAUCGUACUUUUUGGAGAAAUGUCCUCUGGUCUGAUGAAACAAAAAUAUAACUGUUUGGCCAUGAUGACCAUCGUUAUGUUUGGAGGAUAAAGGGGGAUGCUUACAAGCCGAAGAACACCAUCCCAACCGUGAAGCAUGGGGGUGGCAGCAUCAUGCUGUGGGGGUGCUUUGCUGCAGGAGGGCCUGGUGCACUUCACAAAAUAGAUGGCAUCAUGAGGAAGGACAAUUAUGUGGAUAUAUUGAAGCAACAUCAGUCAGGAAGUUAAAGCUUGGUCGCAAAUGGGUCUUCCAAAUGGACAAUGACCCCAAGCAUACUUCCAAAGUUGUGGCAAAAUGGCUUAAGGACAACAAAGUCAAGGUAUUGGAGUGGCCAUCACAAAGCCCUGACCUCAAUCAUAUAGACCAUUUGUGGGCAGAACUGAAAAAGCAUGUGCGAGCAAGGAGGCCUACAAACCUGACUCAGUUACACCAGCUCUGUCAGGAGGAAUGGGCCAAAAUUCACCCAAAUACUAAUUGAGUGUUUGUAAACUUCUGACCCACUGGGAAUGUGAUGAAAUAAAUAAAAGCUGAAAUAAAUCAUUCUCUCUGCUAUUAUUCUGACAUUUCACAUUCUUAAAAUAAAGUGGUGAUCCUAACUGACCUAAGGCAGGGAAUUUCUACUAGGAUGAAAUGUCAGGAAUUGUGAAAAACUGAGUUUAAAUGUAUUUUGGUAAGGUGUAUGUAAACUUCCGACUCCAACUGUACACACUCACUAGACUUUAUAUUCACACCAUAUACACACUCACUCACUCACACACACUACAUUUACACGCCCACACAAAACAUACAUAACACACGCAUACCGACACAACACAAACACACAUACAUACACAUUACACACACACACUCACUUUUAAACUCAUCAUUUGCUGCUGCUACUCUGUUCUUUAGUUUACUCUUAGUAUCUAUCCUGAUGCCUAGUCACUUUACCCUGCCUUCAUGUACAUAUCUACCUCAAGUACCUUGUACCUCUGCACGUUGAUCUGGUACUGGUACUCCCUGUAUAUACGCUGAACCAAAAUAUAAACGCAACAUGUAACAAUCAGAGAUUUUACUGAGUUAAAGUUCUUAUAAGAAAAUCAGUCAAUUUAAAUAAAUAAAUUAGGCCCUAAUCUAUGGAUUUCACAUAAUUGGGAAUACAGAAAUGCAUCUGUUGGUCACAGAUACCUUACAAAAAAGAUGGGGCGUGGAUCAGAAAACCAGUCAGUAUCUGGUGUGACCACCAUUUGCCCCAUGCAGUGUGACACAUCUCCAUCGCAUAGAUGUAAUCAGGCUGUUGAUUGUGGCCUUUGGAAUGUUGUCCCACUCUUCUUCAAUGGCUGUGCGAAGUUGCUGGAUAUUUGCAGGAACUGGAACAUGCUGUUGUACACAUCGAUCCAGAGCAUCACAAACAUGCUCAAUGGGUGACAUGUCUGUGUAUGCAGGCCAUGGAAGAACUGGGACAUUUUCAGCUUCCAGGAAUUGUGUACAGAUCCUUGUGAAAUGAAGUCGUGCAUUAUCAUGCCAUCAUGGGGCACUCUGUUCACAACAUUGACAUCAGCAAACCGCUCACCCACUUGACGCCAUACUGCCAUCUGCCAGGUACAGUUAAAACCGGGAUUCAUCCGUGAUUCAUCCGUGAAGAGUGCACUUCUCCAGUGUGCCAGUGGCCAUUGAAGGUGAGCAUUUGCCCACUGAAGUCGGUUAUGACGCCAAACUGUAGUCAGGUCAAGACCCUGGUGAGGAUGACGAGCACGCAGAUGAGCUUCCCUGAGACAGUUUCUGACAGUGUGCAGAAAUUCUUUGGUUGUCUGGGUGGCUGUCUGGGUGGCUGGUCUCAGAUGAUCCCGUAGGUGAAGAAGCCGGAUGUGGAGGUCCUGGGCUGGCGUAGUUACACGUGGUCUGCGGUUGUGAGGCCGGUUGGACGUACUGCCAAAUUCUCUAAAACGGCUUAUGGUAGAGAAAUGAACAUUUAAAUUCUCUGGCAACAGCUCUGGUGGACAUUCCUGCAGUCAGCAUGCCAAUUGCACGCUCCCUCAAAACUUCAGACAUCUGUGGCAUUGUGUGACAAAACUGCACAUUUUAGAGUGAACAUUUUUGGGAUCUUUUAUUUCAGCUCAUGAAACAUGGGAUCAACCAGUUGCGUUUAUUAUUGUUCAGUGUAGCUCCAUUCUUGCAUUUUAUUUUAUUGCUCUAGUGUUACUAUUUCCUCUUGUGUCACUCUGCAUCGUUGGGAAGCUCGUAAACAAGCAUUUCACGGUCAAGUCUACACCAGUAUUCGGCACGUGACAAAUAAAAUUUGAUUUGAUUCUCCACCCAGGUAGCCUACUGCAUGGAUGUAAAUCACACACACAGGGCAGGAAAUUAAUCCUGUUUCCUCUGUACUCAAAUCAAAGAAACAAGUUAGUAUGCCUCCCUCUCUCCAAAGUGCCCAGGUCCUGGAGUUUAAUUAAAUGCCCCUCUCUGACAGACAUUAAUGACUGCCAUCCGUCUCUGGGGAAAGUGGCAAUGUGGUUAUCAGCAUUGCUAACCCUGCUCUCCAGAGAGGGCACCUAAACACUAAUACACACACACACGUGUGCAGGCAAAUGUGCACACACACACAAACACGCAGACACACACACACACGCAGGCACACACACACGCAGGCACACACGCACGCACACAAACUACUAAUACAUAAUCAACACAUCCAGCAUUUCAGCUCAGCAGCGUUACAUUAAUUACUUCAAACAAACAUUGGCUAAUCGAGUCCCCCCCCCCACCCUGGAAUGAAGCAGGCUUGUGCAGCUGCACAAGUUAUUUAUGCUAAUCAGCCUUAACGUUUUCAAUUGAAACAUUUUAUUAGUAUUAUUACCAGAGGUUGUGAAUGGUACGACACAGAUCUAUUCGAAUGUACGAUAAUAUCAUUCACUUUUUUUGGGUCCAAAUGAGAGACUUUAGGCACUGUUAGAUUUUUAUGCAUCUACUCCAUCCUAACCUUUACUGUGCUUUUAUCUCACUUUUUAAUUUCCGUGAUCACAUUUUUACUUGUAUUUUUAUAUAACUAAAUGUGUCUUUAUGAUCACAUUUUCACUUUUAUUUUUAUAAAACUACAUUACAUUUUUGGUGAUCACAUUUGAACUUUUAUUUUCAUAUAACUUAAUGUCUUUAUUUUGUGAUCAAAUUUUUACUUGUAUUUUGAUAUACUAAAUAUUUCUCCCCUGAUCCCUCUUCAACAGCUGAUGGAUGAAGAAAAGGUGGUAGUGCUGUCGGAGAUGGAGAAGCUUAUGGGUUUGUGUCAGCAGCUACAGAUGGGGGUGAGGACACCGGUACAGGGCAAGACUGCCACCUUCCAGAAGGUACUAUUAUUGAUAUACUAGCCUUACAUAAUAUGUGGAACUAUGGUGUUGUCAAUGACUGGAUUUGUUUUUGUAAUGAAAUCCACUUUUAUUCAAGUUCUAUGUUACAAUAGUCCGCAAAGGAUUAGUCUAUUAAUUAGAUUUGUCAUACAGAAUAUAAUAUCAAUAUUUCCAGGAGAGCACAUACAGUGGGGAAAAAAAGUUAUUUAGUCAGCCACCAAUUGUGCAAGUUCUCCCACUUAAAAAGAUGAGAGAGGCCUGUAAUUUUCAUCAUAGGUACACGUCAACUAUGACAGACAAAAUGAGAUUUUAAAAAAUCCAGAAAAUCACAUUGUAGGAUUUUUAAUGAAUUUAUUUGCAAAUUAUGGUGGAAAAUAAGUAUUUGGUCAAUAACAAAAGUUUCUCAAUACUUUGUUAUAUACCCUUUGUUGGCAAUGACACAGGUCAAACGUUUUCUGUAAGUCUUCACAAGGUUUUCACACACUGUUGCUGGUAUUUUGCCCCAUUCCUCCAUGCAGAUCUCCUCUAGAGCAGUGAUGUUUUGGGGCUGUCGCUGGGCAACACGGACUUUCAACUCCCUCCAAAGAUUUUCUAUGGGGUUGAGAUCUGGAGACUGGCUAGGCCACUCCAGGACCUUGAAAUGCUUCUUACGAAGCCACUCCUUCGUUGCCCGGGCGGUGUGUUUGGGAUCAUUGUCAUGCUGAAAGACCCAGCCACGUUUCAUCUUCAAUGCCCUUGCUGAUGGAAGGAGGUUUUCACUCAAAAUCUCACGAUACAUGGCCCCAUUCAUUCUUAACUUUACACGGAUCAGUCGUCCUGGUCCCUUUGCAGAAAAACAGCCCCAAAGCAUGAUGUUUCCACCCCCAUGCUUCACAGUAGGUAUGGUGUUCUUUGGAUGCAACUCAGCAUUCUUUGUCCUCCAAACACGACGAGUUGAGUUUUUUACCAAAAAGUUAUAUUUUGGUUUCAUCUGACCAUAUGACAUUCUCCCAAUCCUCUUCUGGAUCAUCCAAAUGCACUCUAGCAAACUUCAGACGGGCCUGGACAUGUACUGGCUUAAGCAGGGGGACACGUCUGGCACUGCAGGAUUUGAGUCCCUGGCGGCGUAGUGUGGUACUGAUGGUAGGCUUUGUUACUUUGGUCCCAGCUCUCUGCAGGUCAUUCACUAGGUCCCCCCGUGUGGUUCUGGGAUUUUUGCUCACCGUUCUUGUGAUCAUUUUGACCCCACGGGGUGAGAUCUUGUGUGGAGCCCCAGAUCGAGGGAGAUUAUCAGUGGUCUUGUAUGUCUUCCAUUUCCUAAUAAUUGCUCCCACAGUUGAUUUAUUCAAACCAAGCUGCUUACCUAUUGCAGAUUCAGUCUUCCCAGCCUGGUGCAGGUCUACAAUUUUGUUUCUGGUGUCCUUUGACAGCUCUUUGGUCUUGGCCGUAGUGGAGUUUGGAGUGUGACUGUUUGAGGUUGUGGACAGGUGUCUUUUAUACUGAUAACAAGUUCAAACAGGUGCCAUUAAUACAGGUAACGAGUGGAGGACAGAGGAGCCUCUUAAAGAAGUUGUUACAGGUCUGUGAGAGCCAGAAAUCUUGCUUGUUUGUAGGUGACCAAAUACUUAUUUUCCACCAUAAUUUGCAAAUAAAUUCAUUAAAAAUCUUACAAUGUGAUUUUCUGGAUUUUUUCUCUCUCAAUUUGUCUGUCAUAGUUGACGUGUACCUAUGAUGAAAAUUACAGGCCUCUCUCAUCUUUUUAAGUGGGAGAACUUGCACAAUUGGUGGCUGACUAAAUACUUUUUCCCCCCACUGUAUGACUAUAAAUAUAGUUCUACCAUGUGACAAAAGACAAUCUGGCUUGCUUGCUACUUAAACUGCAUACUGUGUACUAAUCAUACUACAUACUAUUUAGAACUUACUGUUUAGUAAAAAUGAAUGCAGUAAGCAACCAAUAUUAGCAUACAAGGCCCAUCCUACGGAGAAUGCGUCAUCUAAUUUUCAAUUGCGUUGAUUCCCGCCAUUCGUUCAUUUCGGUACAGCGCGUCCCCUCAGCUGACUGUCAGCUGUUGUCAGACACACGUGUGUCUCGAAAUACAGUACGACAUCCUGGCAUUAAAGCGUACUCAAUUUUCUAAAUUGCACAUACUAUAAAACUAAAAACUUUCGCAUUCCCAAAAUACCUACUAUUUAGAACGCAAGUACAGGUAUUUGGACACGGUCAUGGUUAUAGGGAGCGUGAGACAACGCACUGAAAAGAAACCUGCGAGGAGUAUUGAUAAACUGCAAUGAAAAGGACAGAGACAGUCAACCCAUGCGGCAUUGGGCAAACAUUUGUUACUGCUUUACAGACAGAGGUCAAUCAUAAAAACAUUAUUGUAAAAUUAAACCCUAUAAUGACGCUGAGCUUAAUGAACCUCUUCAAAUCUGUUUGACAGUGAUGAACUGGCACGGGUCACCUUGUACUAAUGGGAGAGGUUACAAUCAGGAUGAGAGAAUAGAGAAUAACAUUGUGUGCAUCCCAAAUGGCAUCCUAUUCCCUAUAUAGUGUGCACUGAUUUGAACAGGGCCCAUAGGAUUCUGGUCAAAAGUAGUGCAUUAUGUUGGGAAUAGGGUGCCAUUUGGGACACAUCAUGGGGCUUCUCUGAUUAAUGUGGAUCUGUUAGACAGGCAUGGGCUUUCCCCUCAAGUUGUCAUUAGCCAGACAGAUCGGUCCUCUGUCUGUCACAGGGGAAUUAAGGGUGAUUUAAUCAGGCAAAGGUCAUUGCUGAAAAGCCUUUUUAAAUGGAGCAGGAGAUGGGGGCUCUGUGUCUUUGGUGUGUCUAGUGUUGGUUUAGAAACACUCUUUAGAGAGACAACUUAGAUUGUCACUAGAGUCCCUAUCAGCUUUCCCAUGUAUGCAUACCAUUAUUUGUUUGACCAUUAUCUGUAUCUUUAUGUUGUAAUCAUAAUUAUUACAUUCUAUCCAGACCACCAUCCGUGGCAUGUUUUUGUAAUCUUCAUCUCUGUCUGUCUCUAGGUGGAUUCCUCCAUUCAGAACACUAGAGCCAUCAUUACUGUGAUGAUCUACCUCCUGCCCGUCUGUAAUAAGCUUGUCAGGAAGGUGAGAGGUCACAGUUGACAUCAGCUCAUCUACCAAGUGGUCCAAGUGCACUCUCUAACCAAUGUUUACUGGGGUUUGAGUACACUUUUUUUUUUUUAAGUACAGAUGAAUAUAUCAAUGGUGGUCAUUUUCCAAUGUUUUACAUUGAUUCAAUUUGUUUUUUUCAUUACUCUACCAUGUCUGUGUCUACAGUAUAAGUCAGAGAGGAGCAGUCUGGGUUCUCCACAGAGCUGGAGGGACAGGCAGUCAUCCACGGCCAUCAAAGACGACGUGCUCAACGGCAAGAACAGCAACGGCUUCGGGGUCAAAUCCCUGGAGCAGCAUAUGGCCAACUUCACCUUCCUGGAGAGCAAGUAGUCCAGUCCAGCGACCUUUGAUCCCUAACCUGUAUCACCUAUCAGAAUUGGAGUGUACCAUUGUCGACCACCAGGGGGCGACAUACAUAAAGCCUCACCCACCCUGCUCACACGUGCCUCUGUCAGUGUAAUCAGCCCAUUCUCUUUGUGGUGUAACUGUAACCUGUAGCACAUCUCAGCCAAAUACAAAUACAGCACAUGUAUAAAAAAAAAGAUGCUGUAAUGAAAUCCAUCGCCAGUGCAUGAUGCCAUGACCUGACAGGUCUUUUAAUCUCCUGUUAUCAAUCCCUGUGAUUUGGGCUGUUAAACCAGCUUUCUGAUUGCCUGGUCCCAGAUCAGUUUUGGCUGUCUAGUCAACUCCAAUGGCUAUUGUCGUGAGGAGUUGGCAAGACAGCCCAAACAGAUCUGGUAGCAGAUCAGCUUUCUGAUGUUUCUCUCACUGUUGUACAUCAACCAAAUCCCAUCAUGGUUUAGUAAUUGAGUGAAAUUAAUGCUCUCUCACUUUGAUGCCAAAUAAGAGAGUAAAUGGAUGGUUUAAUCAUUAUGACACUUGGCUUGCUAAUAGACUGAAACAUAAGGCUCUUAUUAUUGCUCCAUUUAAGCAGAGGCGGAGACAAUUUUAUCCAGUUGACUUUCUACUGUCUGUAGAGUAUUGAAUCCUAUUCAGUGUUUGUGGUAUACUGUUUUAUCCAUUUUUCAGAAGACAUCUAAAAGAUUGCUGGCCUAGCACAUGAGUCAAAUCAAAUGAACUGUGGUUUUAUAGCUGUUCCUUAUAAGUAUACUUGUAAUUAAGGCUGCGUCCCAAAUGGCAUCCUAUU